UGGACAGCCAACUGCUCUGAGCGCGGCGCAGGCGGCCCCCGGCAGCUCCUCGGUCUGGGCGGAGCGAGCGAGCUUGGUUGGUUGGCUGCCUGGCUGCCUGGCUGUCAGGGCUGCCUCUCUCCUUUUCUUUCUUUUCUUUCCUCUUUCUCUCCCCCCACCCCCCUUUACUCCCCUCCUCCUGCUGCCUCUGUUGUUGUUGAUGCGAAAGGGGAUCAAGCGAGCAAAAGGACGUCCCCAUUUCCUCGGAGCGUCUGGAGCCGGCUAGAACUUCGCCAAAAGGAGGAGCCCUUGAUGAUUUUUAUUUUUAUUUUUCAGAAAAAUUAUUAGCAGUGGGGUGGUUUUUUUCCUUCCCCCCUUCCCUCCCAUUCUCUUCCUUUUACCUCCUAAUUUGGGGUUUCCCACCCACGCCCGCCCUCCUGUCCUCCCUCCUUUUUCUUAUUCUUGGUUUGAAAAAGAAUAAUUUGGGGGCAGCGAGAAAGAGAGAUCAGGACCAUGGCUCGACCUCUGCCUCUGAAUCCAACUUUCCUACCUCCAACCUACGGGGUGCUGAAAUCUCUGCUGGAAAACCCGCUCAAGCUACCGUUGCAGCAUGAAGACGGUGAGAGAAAUGGGGAGCGGGGGCAAGGGAAAUAAAGGCUGGGGUAGUAGUUUUGGGGUGCCCCCUCGCUUUAUCCCGCUUGCUUCUUCCUCUCCUCUCCUCUGGACCAAUAUAUAAACACACACACACACACACACACACACACACACACACACACACACGGUACAGAGCGCAAAGAUAUUUAAAAGACUGCCUUCUGGCUAAGCAGCAGCAGCAGCGCGCAAAAGCGCAUUUCGUGCAAGCGCGCAAAAGCCCACAUUUAAGUUUGCGCAUCAAUGCAGAGCGCGGUGCGUCCGCCGUGCGCCCCGGGCAGGAGCCGGAGCGCUUUCCUUUAGGUUGUGGAUCCUACAACUCCGUUGCUUGUUGAGAGGCGCCGGGAAUUUUCUCAGGAAAAUACUGCUGAGUUUUGCUCAGCUGGGGUCUAGGGGCGCUUACUCCCAAGGAAGUGUAUUUAGCGCAGCCGGAGUCUAUGCGUUAGGCUUGUGCUGUAACCGUGGGUUUACUGUAAUAGAAACAUUCAUAGGGUUGGACUUUAAUUUGUUUACUAUGGCAUGUGUAGUUAAAGAGUAAGCCAGCUGAUUAUUAUUUUUAUUGCUUUUUUAUUAUUCUCCUUGUUUGUCUGUAAAGCACACUUGGAACACUACUUCUGAAGGUGAUUUAAAUGGGAAGUUAAGGCGCUGGCGUCUUAGUGCUUUUAGAUAUCAAUCAGCUCCUGCCUUCGGUUUUCUUGGAAGUCUUAAUCUUUUAUUUCUGUGGACCCGAGUUCCAAGGAAGUGCAUGCCUAGAAUUACAGCUAUUAAAAAAUUCAGUCUUUCUCUCACGUGGGAGAAUGGAUUUAUGUGCUAGAUUAUUAUUAUUUUUAAAGUUUAAAGAGAAGAAGGCACGCAAAAUGUCUUUCAGCUAUGCUUCUGGAUUUGCACGUAAGCAAAACAGAACCCUUACCAAAUACCUCUUUGCACUAAGAAGCUGCAAUAGGUUUUUGUAAAUAUGUUCGCAAGGACUUAUUCUACAUCUUUUGUAGGUUCUAAGAGUGUGAGUGUUUGUGGUGUUUUUGACACAGAGGGUGCAAUGCACACUCCAUUACAAUUCACAGCAAUGGGGCUUGUUAGCUGUUGCAGACUGCGCAGCACUCAGUAUUUCCCUGUAGUUUUCUAGACAGCUUCAUAUACCGCAUAUGAUAUUUGAGUAUUGCCUGUGCAGGCUGAUCCAAGGCAUGCUUCCUCUAGAGCAAGUCACACUUCGUUCAGUGGGACUUACUCCCAAGUAAGUGCGCAUGGACCUGUAGCAUUCGGUCUUGUGAGUGACACACAGCAAUCCACGAAAUCCAUAAAUAAGAAAAGGACACAGAGAUUAUAAUGAUUUUUCCAGAGGGAGCGUAUCUGGAAGGAAAGUUCAGAAUUAAUCCAAGAUCAUGGCAAAUCAUAAACGGUCAGUUGUGGACAGCUGAUCUCUUUCCCUAAAUCCUAGAAACAUAUAUGGGUCUGUAAACCCUUUUAAAAAAAAGAUACAGUGGUACCUCGGGUUAAGUACUUAAUUUGUUCCGGAGGUUCGUUCUUAACCUGAAACUGUUCUUAACCUGAAGCACCACUUUAGCUAAAGGGGCCUCCUGCUGCCACCACGCCGCCGGAGCCCAAUUUCUGUUCUCAUCUUGAAGCAAAGUUCUUAACCUGAAGCACUAUUUCUGGGUUAGUGGAGUCUGUAACCUGAAACGUAUGUAACCUGAAGUGUAUGUAACCUGAGGUACCACUGUAUAUUGAUCAAUAUGUUGACCACUGUGUCCUUUGAGGCUCUUAACUUCCUUAGAAAUUUAGGCUGCAGUCUAGCCUGUCUAUAGGAUCCUCUACCCACCAGGGAUUAAGCCCCAUUUAACACAACAGAGCUUAUGUCUGAGUAGAUGUGUAACUCUGCUUAUUUGAAUCUUCGGGCUGUUAUAGUGCCUUUUUUAUCCAGCAUAAUGACAGGAAAUCUCUUUUUAUGCAUCUCAGUCUUAAACCCAGUUUAUGUGGAAGUCAAGACUGAGCUACAAGAUACGUUGGAAAUCCUUGAUUACGUCUCUCUUCUUCCUGUACUGAAACACAGCUGUGGGAUGCGGUGAAUAUAUUUGUUUGUGUGUGUAUAUAGCAUUUAUAUCCCACCUUUUGCUCUGGGAAAGCUCAAGGUGGUGUACAUGGUCCCCCCACCCGGAUUUAUUCCCCACAACAAUCCUGUGAGGUAGGUUAGGCUGAGAGGCGGUUACUGGCCCAAGCUCACCCAGUGAACUUGAUGGCCAAGCGGGGCCUUGAACCCUGGUCUCCCAGGUCCUAGUCUGAUACUCUAACCACUAUGCUACACUGACUCCAGUGGCUUUACUCUGAGUAGUGGAAAGAAUGGGUGUGUUGACUGUCUCCCUUUCUCCACAGCCACUUUCCCAGUGAAAACCUAAAUUAUGGCAGCUGUUAGUCCUAAUGUACCUGUAUUCCUCAGUCCUAAGGGGCAAACAGUUCAUAUGCAUUCGUGGCUUCAAGCAAAUGUGAACUGUGAAGAACAAAACGCUGCAACAACCGCCCGCCCCCCCAAACCAACACCCAAAUGUUUUGGGUGUAUGGGGCAGAAUAGAUCAGGACAAUGGUAGAUACAGAAGUGGGGGACUUCAGCCUUGCCUUUCCAGCUCUCUGUUCUUGCUGCUAAAGCAGUUAAGUUAAAAACCAAGGGAGAUCAAUGUGUGGGAACAUCCUAUGCAGUACAGCGACCACCGUUUUUUGUUGGGAAAGAUUCAUUUAAAUCACACAAUUUACUUCCACAUUAAAUAACCUUUUGUUUGCUCAUUUACGUCUUUGCAAUCAAAGACCAUUUCUGCUCGUGUGCUGCAUGCUUUUAAUCACCAGGACAUUCUAGUAUAUUGUGAACUCUGCUUUCUUGUGGACGAUAGAGGCUAUUAUAUUUAUUUGUCUCGAUCAAUGGGACCAUGGUAUGUCUUGUGAGCUAUAGGCUCCGCAACUUUGUAAAACAGAAAACAAUUCAGGUCAUUCUUCAGAGCCAGACAAUUAGGUUUUUUGAGAGGAGUGGGGUGGGGAUCAAACUUCUCCUUUAAAAGUUUAGCUCUCGGGAAGUUCUCCCGUUAAAACCCUAUUGGGAUAAACUGGAACCCUGCAAGACUCUGAUUCAUCUCAGUGGGCUUUGUGCAAGAGAACUUGCUGGCAGAGUAAGGGCCUGUUGGAUUUUUCAACUUUCAGAUUCCCCAAACAAGGGGUGUUAAAAAGUUGUAACAUGACUUGGGAAUUCAGAAGAUGUUUUGGUGAAAGGAAGGCAGUCUAGUUUUGCUUGGGAAGGAAAAUGUGUGUAAAAUUGCACGGAAAUCACUAAAAAGGAUUGUCACGCACUUGCAGUUUUUAUUAUUAUUAUCAUUAUCGUUAUCUCAUUUAGCGUUACCUGUCAUUUUCAGAAGGUAAAAUUAAAUCUCUUUGGUUUUCCCGAGAGCAGUUUAUGUGCUUUUUAAUUAGACGUAGAAUAGCAAAGCGAAGUGUUGCCCAAUCACAAAAAUAAUAGCAGGUUUGACUUUCACACACACACACACACACACACACACACACACACACACACACUAUUUUAAGACCGCCCCUCAUUGAAUAAAUUGGCAAAAAUUAAGUUUCAUCCUCUAAAAUGACACUCUCAACUUGUGGAGCAUGUCCUUUUAGGCAAUAUUUGUUCUAAUUUCUCCCUCCCUCCCUCCCUGCAUUGCAAGGGGUUGGACUAGAUGACCCUUGUUGUCCCUUCCGAUUCUACGAUUCUAUCAUCUCUCUCUCCCGCUUCCCCCUUUCCCCGCCUCCAAUUCCGUCUUCUGCUGCGACUGCUCUGAUGAAACCUCACAGUGUUGUUUGGAUCUUGACGUUUGCUCGAAGCCAAGUGUACAGAUGAAUUGCUAAUUAGAAACAGAGGCGGAAACCCUGCAUAUAUUUAAUGAGUCGAAAAUAAUUUAUCCCAGGCCCUUCAAAACCCUAUACCGAAACGUAGAGCUUUCCGUACGGAGAGAGCCGUAAUUGCAGGAGGAGAACCGACUCUUAGGGUUGCUGUUGUCGUUUUCCUAUAAAGCAAGAAAGAAAACAAGCAAACUCCUCUGUGGACAUACUGACUUUUCGCCCCCUCCCUGUCCCCUCUCUCUUUCUCUUUCUUUCCCUUUCAGGGUUUUAUAAAGAAAAAGACAAAGAGAAAAAGCUGGAUGAGGACAAUACUAAUGCUAUGGUCCCACAGUCCGCUUUUCUGGGUCCUACAUUAUGGGACAAGACCCUUCCCUACGAUGGCGACACUUUCCAGUUGGAAUACAUGGACCUGGAAGAGUUUCUCUCGGAGAACGGCAUUCCGCCCAGCCCGGCCCAGCAUGACCACAGCCCACACCAACCAGCUCUUCAGCAAUCUACCUCAGCAUCACCUUCCGUCAUGGACCUCAGCAGCAGAGCAUCUACGUCGGCCCACCCUACCAUGGUUUCUCAGAACUGCAUGCAGAGUCCAGUCAGGCCAGGUAAAUCAGCCGUAGGAGAUUUGUUGGGGAGACUCGAGUGCAAACAAACAGAAUGAUUGUGUGUGUUUUUGUGUGAGUGUGUGUGCGCGCAUACAUACACACUAGGGGCUGUUGUGCCUCAACAACCAAUCCCCUCCUAAUCAGUCAGUCAGUCAGUUUUAUUGCAUAUAGCCAAAGGCUGCUGCAAUGUACACAAGACAUCAUUCAACAAUUAAAAGAAAAUAUUCUGGAUUAAUACAAAAACUCAAAACAUUUAUAUUAUCAAGACAUUACUUACUCUAAACAGAGCUACAAAGGUAAAGGGACCCCUGACCAUUAGGUCCAGUCGUGGCCGACUCUGGGGUUGCGGCGCUCAUCUCGCUUUAUUGGCUGAGGGAGCUGGCGUACAGCUUCCGGUUCAUGUGGCCAGCAUGACUAAGCCGCUUCUGGCGAACCAGAGCAGCACACGGAAACGCCGUUUACCUUCCCACCGGAGCGGUACCUAUUUAUCUACUUGCACUUUGACGUGCUUUCGAACUGUUAGGUUGGCAGGAGCAGGGACGAAGCAACGGGAGCUCAAUCCGUCACGGGGAUUCGAACCGCCGACCUUCUGAUCGGCAAGUCCUAGGCUCUGUGGUUUAACCCACAGCGCCACCCGCGUCCCUUAAACAGAGCUAUAAAAGUACCUUAAUAUACAGGUUAAGACAUUAAACAAUAAAAUGUAUAGGCUAAAAUCACCACAUGGCCACUAACAUAUUAAAAAAGAAUGUUAAUUAAUACAAUGUGCAAUUAUAUUCAGAGUUUGGUGAUAAAGAUAGAAUAUAGCUUGAUGUAGAUAGGGUCAAAUAAAUUCAUCUCCUUUACAGUUGGUGGCUAUCUUGGCUGUAUAAUUUGCUCUAAUUUUCCUAGUGGCAGUUGCAAAGAGUGCUACACGCCAGGUCACAUGCUUAUCUAUGUCUGCGAGGAGAUAUAAAAUCAUGCCAGAGGGGUUCUAGCCAGGGGACCUUGUCAUUAUAGGUGCUAAAAAUCGUUCUCUUGCUUCAUUAUAUAAGGGGCAGCGCAACCCCCUCCUAGAGCUUCUUCUUUCCACCCCAUGUCUUACAUCCCCACACCCCACCCGUUGAUCGUGAAUUCCACACAACCAGUGCUAUUUUUCUAGAAAAAGAGUUCUGGCAGGGAAAAAAAGCCUUGCACACAACAUACCCUGAUCAUGAACUUACUUAAUUUGGAAUAAAGUUCCAGCUUAUUCAAGGAGGUUUAUUUCUGUGGCCAGUUUGUAUGUUGCUAGCAACAAGGUUUGCUUUUCCAGCAGCUCCUUCCUGUGCCAUCUCAGUAACCUUUAUAAAAUAACAAUAAUAAGGAUACCAGUAUCCUGCCCAUUUGACUGAGUCGCCUCAGCCACACUGGGGGGCUUCCAACAUAUAUAAAAACAUAAUACAGCAGUUCCCGAACGCCUCCGUUAUCGUACGUUUCGGCUCCCGAAUGCUGAAAACCCAGAAGUAAAUGCUCCGGUUUUCGAACGUUUUUCGGAACCCGAACGUCCGGCGCAGCUUCUUGUUGAGUGCAAGACGCUCUUGCAGCCAAUCAGAAGGCGCGACUCAGUUGUCGAACAUUUCGGAAGUUGAACGGUUUGCCGCAACAGAUUACGUUCGACAACCGAGGUUUUACCGUAAAACAUCACACUGCUAUUUUUCUAGAAAAAGAGGUGCCAGAACUCACCAUGAACGCCUCCCUUAUUCUUCUAUAAUAGCAGUGGCACCCACUUGAGAGGUGCCGGAAUGGAAUCCAAGUGAGUUCCAGCCCUGAAAUCACACACUAAAAAGUUUCCCUGUACAGGGCUGCCUUCAGAUGUCUUCUAAAAGCCAGGUAGCUGUUUAUUUCCUUGACAUCUGAUGGGAGGGCGUUCCACAGGGCGGGCGCCACUACCGAGAAGGACAUCUGCCUGGUACCCUGUAACCUCACUUCUCUCAGUGAGGGAACCGCCAGAAGGCCCUCGGAGCUGGACCUUAGUGUCCAGGCUGAACGAUGGGGGUGGAGACGCUCCUUCAGGUAUACUGGGCCGAGGCCAUUUAGGGCUUUAAAGGUCAGCACCAACACUUUGAACUGUGCUUGGAAAUGUACUGUGCUUUAGUCCAGGAAGAACACGAGGGGUUCCAAUUCCCAUUCAGACAUGGCCCUCCAGAUUUAAAAACUGCUGUUUUUGCUGCAACAGUUUGCAGUUUUAUUACGGUGCGAGCUUUUGUGGACCGCAGUCCCCUUCACCAAAUGUUAUGAAGUGUUAUCCUGAGUUGCAAAUACAUACAUAUGCAUUCCUGGUUGUUUCUAGGGUGGGGUGGAAGGAGAGAAAUGUAGCUGAAGUGAGCAGGAAAUGGAAUGCAGAAAAGUGCAGGCUGUGAGAAUUGCGUUUCUUCAAACCAAAACCCAGACCCAGUUGUUGUUUAUAACACAGAAACCCCAACAUUGGUAAGCCAAUCGACACAUACAGUGUGAUAAAAAUCCUUUGAUUCAAUCUACAAGUGGAUGGCACCAAAUCUCUUGAUGAUUUGCAAUUCUGUGGUUUCAAGCUGCGUUUUCCCUUUUGGAGUUUCUUUGUUGAAAGAUGGCUGCUAAAGUCAGUUCUGGGGUGACCAGGGUGGCUGAAAUACUCCCCCACCCCCCACUAUUAUUUACUUAUUCAUUUUGCCAUUUCUGGCGCCAGGUUUGUAUCCAUUUGUUCUUUUGCGUCGAGACUGUCCUGUCGGUCACGACUUAAAAUGGAUGAAAAUCUAGAUUCCCGCCCCAGGGCUUUCGAACGAUGGGUUCUCCAUCAGUGGGAAAGAACUCCUAAAAGUAGCUACUGUCAAACACAGAAAACAUCAAGAAACCUGCAUCUUCCAUGUAAGGCUUUUGCAGGCAAGCGGAACUUGCUAUAUUUUUAGCAACCAAGUCCUCAUUUGCUUUCCGUAGGAGAAAGUCAUCUAACUAUUCCGUUUCCUAUUGCACAUUAGCCUAGAAAAUAAAAACGGUUUGAGAUUUAAUGGAUCUUGAUAAGGAUAUGAAAUUUCUGGCUUGGAUUUUAUCCCCCUUUUCUUUUGCAACUUGCAAAAAGCAGCAUCUGGCUGCUCCACCAACAACAUGUGCCAGCAAGGGCUUAUAUUAGUGAGGUGUUGUUGUUUUUCGCUGUGAUUAUGCCAAGGACCUGGCUUGCAAGGAGAGAGCCACGAGUCUGGAUUUCCAAAACAAGGGACUGUGGGGCCCCAUUGGGGGCUGAUGUUGUGAGAAAAGCAAGCUUUCCUAACUGGCGUUUUCCUGAUACAGCUAAUGGGAGUGGGGAAUAGCUUGGUCGAUUCCUGAUUCUUUCCUUCUGCAGCUCCCUGCCCUGCAGCUGGGCUGCGAAACUGGAAGCAAGCCCUGCUGUGAGUUAAAAGUGCUAGGGGAAGGAUGUGCAAUGGGGAAUUGGUGGGUAUUAGCAGGAGAGGGUUGCACCGGCCUGCCUCCCACCUGCUGAUUCUCCCUUGGAAAAGCAGCCUUGCAUUUAUGUUCUCUUGGCAAGGGCUCAUUUGCACAGGCAGCAUUAUGAGAUCAUUUGCAUGGAACUGUUGUAAAAGGAUUAGUUAUCUAUAGGGCCUGUCCUGAGUGGCAUCUGUGAGCAGGAUUUCCCCUGGCAGAGGCCUUGUCAAUGGGCUCAUCCUGGAAAGGUUGUCCUCCCCACCUAACGUUUCCUUCUGGAAGUGCUCACAUGACAACUUCGAAAAGCCUCUUAGCGAGCUCGGAACAUCGUGUUGCAAACGGCCCCGGGGCUGCUGAGUUCUGAAAGAAAAUUGCAAAACGGCUCGGAGCAUUUAUAAUAGAGAAGCAAUCUGGAAGUGGUUUCAAAUUAAGGGGGGAGUUCAAAAUUUGCUUCAUAGGGAAUAAGCUUCACUGAAUAUAGUGGGCCUUCUAGCACGACCCUAGGAAUCCUUACUCGGAAGUAAGGAUUCACUUUCUGAAACAAUACGCUAACUGAAAUUCAACCAUCCUUCGAAAUGCGCACUUUUCCGAAUUUUAUUUCUCCAGGCACGUAAUGUGUACAAGCAUGGGUUAAAGUGUGCAGAUAAACGCAUCUGUUCCUGAAGCAUUAUCUUCGGGGAAAUCGCGUUGCAAAAAUGUGUGCGUUGGGCAAAAUUGCGCACGCAAAUGUGUUUAUUUGGAGCCAGACGCAGUUUCCUGGAGCAGGAACUGCUCCACUCUCCCCUAUCCUGGGACAGGCUUCAAAUCUGAGACUGUUUUCAAAAGCAUGAGAUAAGAAGUCCAGAUAAAUAAACAGAAUGACCAGCGUUGGGAGUGGAACAUGGUGCAAACCUCCUCCUGAGGAACCUAUAAAAACAUGUUUCUUGUCCGUGAAAAGCUAGAACUGUGCUUGGUUCUUCUGCCACUAACUUGGCGUUGUUUUUAUCCUGUGGUUAGUUUUGUUCUUCUGAAAACAGGGCCUAAUGUCAUAGCAUUGCUUGAUGACUUGUGUGGCAUCACAGAUAAAACUUGUGUUUUGAAUGAAGUUGACUCUGAUGGAGGACUUUCCCUUAAGUGUCGUCAAGUGUUGAGUAAACCAGUGAUCUGAACGCAUGUGUGAAAUGGCUCCCAAGUGGCUACCUUGAGUUGAAAAGGCUGCACGUUGCGGUUUAUGUAGUUUCGCUUGGCCUCCAAAGGCUGCUUGCGGUGUCAUGCCCACGGAAUAAAAAUGUGUGUUUUGUACCACACGUGCGCAUGGCAGAGGACCACAGCCAAUCUGGGCUUACUGACACAGUUCCAUGCACCACAGGUGUGAAUGGGUCACACUGUUGCUUUUUUAGAUGUAUAAAUAAAAAGUUUGUGUGUGUGAAGGAGUGUUGAUAGAAAACGUUAUUAAGACUUCCUGAGCUACAUGACCCCAAUUCAAAUUUGCUUGGGAAGAAAUCGCUCAAUGGGACAGAUGUGCUUAAGUGUUCCUGGGUCUUGCUGAUUCUCAACCUCCAUUGCCAGGUUUCCUCCAGCUGGGCUUACUAGCAGUACAUGGGGAAAGGGUUUAGGGGUCUUGGUGGACCACAGGCUUAACAUGAGUCAACAGUGUGAUGCAGUAGCAAAAUAAAAGCUAACACUAGUCUAGGUUACAUCAACAGUAGUGUAGUGUCUAGAUCAGCGGUUCUCAACCUGUGGGUCCCCAGAUGUUGUUGGACUACAACUCCCAUCAUCCCUGAGCUCUGGCCUUGCUAGCUAGGGGUGAUGGGAGUUGUCGUUCAACAACAUCUGGGGACCCACAGGUUGAGAAAGGCUGGUCUAGAUCAAGGGAAGUCAAAGGGCCACUCUAUUUUGGCUUGGUCAGACUUGGAAUACUGUGUCCAAUUCUGGGCACCAUAAUUUAAGAAGGAUGUUGACAAGCUAGAACGUGCGCAGAGGAGGGCAACAGAGAUGAUAUGGGGUCUGGAAACUAAGCCUUAUGAGAAGUGGUUGAAGGAGCUGGGUAUGUUCAGCUUGGAAAAGAGGAGACUGAGAGGAGAUAUGAUAGCCAUCUUCAGAUAUCUCAAGGGCUGUCACAUGGAAGAUGGAGCAAGCUGCUCUGGAGGGUAGGAUCCAAACUAAUGUCUUCAAGUUACAAGAAAGGAGAGUCCUAAACUUUCUGGCAGUAAGAGCUGUUCGACAGUGGAACAGACUCCCACGAGAGGUGGUGAACUGUCCUUCCUUGGAGGUCCCUAAGCAGAGGUUGGCUGACCAUCUGUCAUGGAUGCUUUAGCUGAGAUCCCUGCAUUGCAGGGGGUUGGACGAGAUCACCCUUGGAGUUCCUUCCAACUCGAAGAUUCUAUGAUUCUGCUACAGUCCUUGGACCAAAAGGACCUUUUCCAAUGGAUCCUUAAGUGGCAUAGGAACGGCUGAGCAACCUGUUGAUUGUUCCCUGUAAAUGCCUACCACAACCUCCAGCAGAAGUUCAUCUCUUGUUCUAUGUAGGUCAGCCCUGAGAGAAGGAGAAAAGUCUCCUUGCUUCUUUGUUUCAAAGGUGUGUUCAAUCUGCGUGCCUAUUUGAAAAGGCCACAAAAAUACGACAGUUUGUUUCCGAGAGCCGAUUAAAAUGUUUAGAAAGGCACGUGGUUUAGCCCUCAGCUAUUUGUUUGUGUUUGUGUGUGUGUGUGUGUGUGUGUGUGUGCAAAAGGUAACUCAGAGUGACUUACAAAUAACAGAACGUGCAUCAAAGCUCAUAUAGAACUAAAGGAGAGCAAAAACUAAAAAAGAACUUUCAUAUAUAUAUAUCUCAGAACUAAAAUAUCAUACACACUGAAGGAAGCCACAGAUAAAAACCUCAGGCCUGGCUGAAAAGAAACGUUUUUGCUUGGUACUGAAAGAUACAUAAUGAUGGUGCCAGACAAGCCUUCCUGGGGAGAGCGGUCCCUAAGCAGGGAGCCACCACUGAGAAGGCCCACACUCUGCAUCUCAUCGUAGGGGGAACACACAGAAGGGCUUCAGAUUAUUAUUGCAAGGUGUUGUUUGGUUUAUGUGGGGAAAAGUCAUCCUUGAGGUACAGUGGUACCUUGGUUCUCAAACGCCUUGUUACUCAAACAACUUGGAACCCAAACACAGCAAACCUGGAAGGAAGCCAAAUGUGGUCCGUUUUGAGUGUUGUGCUUCUGAUUUGAGUGCCACACUUCUGUUUUGAGUGUUACGCUUCCGAUUUGAGUGAAACACUUCCAUUUUGAGUGCCACACUUCUGUUUUGAGUGUUACGCUGAGGUCUGUCGGUUUUUGCUAUUUAUUUUGCGUUUUUGUUUUUGCGGCUCUUUUUGUUUUGUUUUUGUGACUGUGUGGAACCCAGUUCAGCUAUUGAUUGAUUGUGUGACUGCAGUACAUUGUUUAUUGCUUUCAUUUUAUGGAUCAGUGGUCUUGUUAGAUAGUAAAAUCCAUGUUAAAUUGCUGUAUUAGGGGUUGUUUUUAAAAGUCUGGAAUGGAUUAAUCCGUUUUGCAUUACUUUCUAUGGGAAAGCGCGCCUUGGUUUUGGAACGCUUUGGUUUUGGAAUGGACUUCCGGAACGGAUUAAGUUUGAGAACCAAGGUACCACUGUAUUGGGGUCCUCAGCAGCAUAAGGCUGUCUAGGUAAAAUUGAGCCUCAAACAUAAGGGGAGAGAAGGUUUUGCUGAAAGGCCUGGCUGGGCCCCUUUGGCAUGUCUGUUCUUUCAAGGUACAGGGAGAAACAUUCAGAUAAGCAACUUCCACACUGCUCAACAUGUUGGGAGGACUCUACCAGUUGCCUUGCUGGACAUUUGAAUCAGCUCUCUAACACAAGCCACAUGCACCAAGCCGUGUCGCAGGGGAGGGCAAAUGAUUAGAACGGCAAUCUUCUGCUGUUUCGGGAGACUGCCAACUUUUUAAUGAUCACCUGUCAGAGUUAAUUUGCAACCUCUGUUAUGGGUCAGUCAUUCGUGUGAUUUGUGCUCUCGGUUGGUCAUUCAAAGCUCCCCCCCCCCGGUCCCACUAGUCGUCCCCCCCCCCCGAAGUCUGCAUGCAGCACCGUUGGAAAUCUCAAAGCAUGCUGAUAAACUUUUCCUUCAGCAAAGUUGUUCUGGUUGCAGGUUUUCUUUUGUAAUAUUCAUGGAUUCCUCUCAUACUGAAAGAACAAGGCCCAAGGCUGACUUUGACUCACCAGGGCUUAAGUCCAGGAAAGUUGUUUUCAGUUUAGCUCGGCAACAUGCGAGACUAAUAACAAGGAAAGGGGCUUUGGGGCAUAUGGAGAGUGCAUUUUCUUCACCGCUCAGUGACCCAAGUAGCGCUUAUGAGCUUUGGGAUUUUGGAGGGUUUGGUAUUCUGGACGUUGACUUUCAGGAAAUCUCAGCUCUGCUCACUGUAGAAACUAGCUCAGUGGCAGAGCGCUGAAUUCCUGUUGAGAGGACCUGAGGUUCAGUCGCACGCAGGGGUAGCCAGUGUGUGGUGUCCUUUGGACAUUGUUGGAUAGCAGUUCCCAUCAUCUCUGACCACUGGCCAUGUUGUCUGGGGCAGUCCUGGAUUUAUGUAUAAGCUAAACAAGCUAUAGCUCAGGGCCUCACUCUCUUGGGGCCCCCCCAAAAAAUAAAGGAAAAAAACAACUGGAUGUACAUUUCCAAAAUAUAAGAUUAAUUCAACAAUUUGAUAAAAUACGUGUUUUGUUAUGUACAAAUGGAUUUAGAUACCUAUUAGGUCCAUAAAUUACCAUAUAGCAUAUAUUCAGCACAAAAAACAGUGGCAAUUGGUUGUUGACAAAGGACAGCUGGACAUAUAAAGGGCCCCAUUACCUUCAGUAGCUUAGGGCCUCAUCAAACCUACAUCCAGCCCUGGUCUGGGGCUGGUGGGAGGUCAUAGAGUCAUAGACUUGGUUUUAUGGAAAAAUGGAAGCCUUUUCCAGACCAUUUAAAGAAAUAUUAUAAAAUGAUCAAUUCACAAACAGGAUUUGAACUACGAGCAACAUCCAGAAUGAGAGAUUAUUUUUUUGUGGUUAUGAUAGAAAACAGUGAAGCUAGUCCUCUUGGAUAAAAUGACCAAAAAAAAAACUUUUAAAAAGAAUUGGAAAAAAUUACAAUCUAUUUAAGAGACCAUUGCAAGCAGAUGAAAACAUUAGCAGGAUUUUAAUCUCACUUGUAAUGUAAUAAAUAUUAUGGACAAUAUGGAUUGAUAUAAAAUAUAGAUUAUAGAAUAAUAUGCAGUUGUAAAUGCUGACAAUAGGAACCAUGAAGGCGGUGGGGGAGAUUCAGAGUUAUCUCUGUAUAUGGAUGAGCAUUGGGAUUGUUAUAAUUUUAUAUUAGUAAAAUCAAAUAAAAAUAAUAAAAAUAAAACAGUGACGUUAGGGUACAGCAAAGGGAUAGAAUAAAAAAACAACCACCAUGGGAAAUGGGAUGGGAAGUCGAUAGAACAAAAGAAAAAAAUAUAUUAUGAAUUGGAACCUUAUGGGAAAUUUAAUAAAAUAUGUUAUAAAAGAAUUGUAGAGGUGGGAGGGACCACAAGGAUUAUCUAGGCCAACCUCCUUUAAUGUGGGAAAUCUUUUGCCCAAUGUGAGACUUGAACCCACGACUCUGAGCUUAACAGUCUCAAGCUCUACCAACUGAGCUACCCCAGGAGAACAGCGGCCAGUUGGGGAAGUGCCAUUGAGGCACACUGUUGACCUCAGUGUGACUACUGCUUACUGGGGGCAAGGCAGUGGGUGCAGCUUUCAGUUAAAAGGACCUAGUAGUAAAGGGAUGGGGAAUUGGUGGCCCUACAGGUGUUGUUGGGCCCCACGAGAUGCAGCCGGCAUGGCCAAUGGGCAAGGAUGAUGGAAGUUGCAAUAUAGCAACAUCCAGAGAGCUACGAGUUUCCAGCUCCCUGCAGUAGCAGGUAAUGGGAAAGACCUGUGCUGAGGGUUCUGGAGAGCUAGGUAAAGGUAAAGGUACCCCUGACCAUUAGGUCCAGUCGUGGACGACUCUGGGGUUGUGCACUCAUCUCGCUCUAUAGGUUGAGGGAGCUGGCAUUUGUCCGCAGACAGCUUCCGGGUCAUGUGGCCAGCAUGACUAAGCUGCUUCUGGCGAACCAGAGCAGUGCACGGAAACACUGUUUACCUUCCCGCUGGAGCAGUACCUAUUUAUCUACUCACACUGGUAUGCUUUUGAACUGCUAGGUGGGCAGGAGCAGGGACCGAGCAACAGGAGCUUACCCCAUCGCGGGGAUUCGAACCACCGACCUUCCGAUCGGCAAACCCUAGGCUCAGUGGUUUUGACCACAGCGCCACCUGUGUCCCUGCUGCCCAAAACUGUUAGAAUAAGCAACAGACUUUAAUUAAGACCCACAUACUGAGAGUCGGAAAGCCACUAAAGCAGUGGCGAGCUCAGUGGCCUUCUGGAGUUGUGAGUUACAUUUCUCCAUCUCCUUCCCUCCUCACUUCUCCCGUUAACGAAUAAGGGCUGCUGUUUUCAAGUAAGAAAUCCGGCUUCACCUUUAUACCCAAGUCUGUCUUCCACCAGGCAAGGCAGAGCAGAAGGGACACUUAUACAUAUCUGGUGGAGCUGUGAAAAAAUCAAAAGCUUCUGGGAUAUAGUAUGUGAUGAACUUAAAAAAUGUUUAAAUAUAACUUUGUGAAAAAUACAGAAGCUUUCCUGUUAGGAAUAACAGACACAGGUAUAGCAAAAGAAGAUCGGAAAAUAUUCCUUUAUGCCACAGGCGCGGCGAGGACCUUAAUUGCCAGAAAUUGGAAAAAAGAAUUUGUGCCAACAAAAAAGGAAUGGCAGGAUAAAUUAUCAGAUUAUACUGAAUUGGCCAGAUUAACAGAGACAAUUAGGGGACAACCUAGACAAGAAUUUCAAAAAGAAUGGGGAAAAUGCAGAGAACACUUUACCAGACAGUGCCCCAAAAUAUACACGUGGACUUGUUUUGAUUAAUUUCUACAGGAGACUUUGCGGUUUAUAAGUCAUAAUUAGGAAAAAUUGUAAUAAUCACAUAUAAAAGAAACAGUAUAAAAGAAGUAAAUAAGGAGGCCAUUUGCAGGAUAAAGGAUGUCUUUUAUUUUUAUGUUAUGUUUUCUUUGUUUAAGGGGAUAGGAGUUUAAUUUUGAUAAUUAAAUUGUCGAUGGUGGUGGGUUGGUUUGUAUGUAUGAGUUGUUGUGGACCAUGUUGUAAAUAAAGUAUAAAGAAGAAGAAGAAGAAGCAAGUCAAUAGGACUUAAUCCCAGGUUACGUUUGUAUAGGGUUGCUUCCUAAAUCUGGCUCAUGAAAGUGAACACAAGGUUCUGAAAAUCCGGAUUUGGAGGGAAAAUUGAUAAAAAGAAGCCUUUGGAUGUGAGCGCUUCCUUUAGAGGGGAGUAUAGAAAUCAGUUUGGGGUCUGCGAGGAGAUCUAACUCAGCAUUUGGCUGUGCUUUUUAAAUUUGCCCUGUGGCUGGCUUUCUAAUAUAUUUUGCAUUAUUUUACUGCAAAACUCUGAAGUUAUUAUUGGGCUUGGGAACGUGCCGUUCCCCAGCCUGUGUUGUUGGCAAAGCUGUGAUGUCACUUUGAUAAUUAUACCCUUGAUGUACCCUGAAGCACAUGCAUUCUGUCGUGUCGUCUUAGAGGGUUGCUUUGGGAACCCGGCUUGUGUUUUGCGUCCCUUGAACUUUAAGGUGCAGGCGAUGAAACCCGCUAGGCCUGUAGCACCUUAAAACCCGGGGCCUGCGUGAUCAAAGCUCGACAAAUUUGAACGGAAUGCCUCUGCCGAGUUCACUGAGCUUUGGAGGAGUUUUCUUGGCAGAAUUAGGCCAGUCAUGCGCAAAACACUGGGGCGGAAUUAGCACAUUGUGCAUGUGGGUUAAAGGCAAGGAUCGCCGACUCAAAACUUCCCAUGAAAUGCAUGUAGCACGGAUGGCAUAGAUAUACAGCCAGGGCUUACUGUACCUCUGGGCCUUGGCAUCUGUUUUUAAUAGGAGGCCUCCACCCUGGAACAAAUGAAGUAAAACGAAAUCGAAGUGUCCCAGAGCAGGCGCAGAAUUCAUUUCUUCUAUCACUAAGUUAACUAGAGAGGGAGGGAGAGUCCUUCAACUUGAGGGAACGCAGGGGGGAGCUUCCAAAUUCAGGGGUGCUUUGUUUUCCUGACAGAACUAAACUGCAGCACAUUAAUUCUGGAAAUCAAGCUUUGUGCACAGUCAAGCAAGCAAGCAAACAAGCACUGAUUCUUUCAGAAUAUUGUGAAGUGUAGUUCACAUUGCUCUCAGAAGAAAUUCUAUAAGCCCUCAGGCAACCUUAAUGGUUUUUGGAUAGAAACAUGCCAAAUACUGUACUCUGGGGCUAGAAAACAUAGUGCCUAUGAGGCACUUUUUGUGUAGUGUGUUUCCUUUAAAAAAAGUUUCUAGUCCCCAAGAAAAAUAUUUUGAAGACAUGACGGCGAGUCAUGCUAGCGGUUGAGAACUGACAAGCCCCACAGAAGCAAGUUUAAAUUUGUGAUGUAUUCUGCCCCACUAAAUCUCCCAAGGACCAACUCACAUGACCACUGUGGGGCUCUCUCCUUUUGGAACGAUGUAUUUGAGCUUUCAGUAUAAGGCCGCAGUGGAACGACCACAGAUGAUGGUAAAUAUGGAGUCCAGACCAGACCAGUGUGGUAGAAUGGAGUAGGGAAUCAUGGUAGUCACACCAUAAAUCCUCACCAGUCAUGUGAAUUGGUACAGAGCAAAAAGAACAGGAGAGACUUCAAAACGGUGCUCCUCUCGCCUACCUUCUGAAGUGGUGCGGUCCACUGUACCACCUCAGUGGCCACAAGGAAAAGUUUUUCUGAAAAUAGAAGGUUUCAUAAGUUGGCUUCCAUACAUGGGCUUCCUUGGUGAGGUUGUUCCUUGGUGUGUAGGGCUAUGGCAGAGAAGACCUUUACCCCUACGGAAGAUGCUUCUUAUGGCAGGAGGUUCAACAACAGAGCCGUCUCUGCAGAUCUUCAGCAUGUAUCCUUAGUGCCAUUAUCAACUGAACUUGUUAAUCCCUUGUUAAGGCUCCAAGUGUUAGAAACUCAGUUAUAUAAACUAGGUACCAAAUGGCUCUUUAAACCAGGGGUAAAGGUAAAGGUAAAGGGACCCCUGACCAUUAGGUCCAGUCGUGACCGACUCUGGGGUUGCGGUGCUCAUCUCACUUUAUUGGCCGAAGGAGCCGGCGUACAGCUUCUGGGUCAUGUGGCCAGCAUGACUAAGCCGCUUCUGGCGAACCAGAGCAGCGCACGGAAAUGCCAUUUACCUUCCCGCCGGAACGGUACCUAUUUAUCUACUUGCACUUUGACGUGCUUUCGAACUGCUAGGUUGGCAGGAGCAGGGACCGAGCAACAGGAGCUCACCCCGUCGCGGGGAUUCGAACCGCCGACCUUCUGAUCGGCAAGUCCUAGACUCUGUGGUUUAACCCACAGCACCACCCGCGUCCCUUAAACCAGGGUUACGGUCCCCAAAAUGGAAUUCCUCGUUGCCAUUUUGGGGGCAGAUGGCUCGGAAUUCGUAUUUUUCAAUGUAACUUUUUGGUACCUGAAAUUCAUUGUGCAGAUAAAAUAUAACAGAAUUCUACAGGAUGGCUUGCUAGUGUGGGAAAACAUUCAGGAUCCAAGGAUCCCUACAGAUGGUGAAGAUGGCAUGUGCCUACAGAUGGUGAAGACGUCAGGCACUAUCCUGGUGCUCAGGCAUCUUCACUUGGUGGCAAGUGACAGAUAGCCAGGUGCAAAACGUGCCUGGUGAAUUUCAUAUGCUGCCAAGUAGCAUACUUAAGAGCAUAAGUAAAACUACAUUAUAAUUUAAAAAAAAAUCACAGAGGAUGUAAUGGCAGAAAAACAUGUGCAAUUCCUUAAAAAGCACACACACCAAAAUAGCAGCAGAAAUAACAUGUAAUAGCUCCAAUGGGAACCUUGCAGAAAAAGUAAUUUUCACAUUGCUUCCCAGAUGGGUAAGCAGCCAGGGAAUGUCUUAUAACAGCAACCUUUUUCAGCUGUUGGCCGGUCCACCAUCCCUCAGACCAUGUGGUGGGCCGGACUAUAUUUUGAAAAAAUAAUAAUGAAUGAAUUCCUAUGCCCCACAAAUAACCCAGAGGUGUGUUUUAAAUAAAAGGACACAUUCUACUCAUGUAAAAACACACUGAAUCUUGGACUGUCCACAGGCCAGAUUGAGAAGGCGAUUGGGCCGCAUCCAGCCCCUGGACCUUAGGUUGCCUACCCCGUCUUACACAGAAGAAAGUUACUUUAAAGAGGGGGGGGGGUAUUUUAAUUUUCUGCUUGAUGAUGGCUUCAAUUAAAGUUCUAUGGAUACAUUGUCCAAGAGCAGCUGUUGAAGUUGAUCAUUGUUUGAACAAUGUAAUUAGCUUCUAGCUAGCUAAAGACUUUUUAAAAGAUCAUUGACUAUGCUCACUUACCACAAUAAACCGUGGUAAGUGGUUUAUUGUGAAUGUACAAAUGACUCCUGUUUUGCUCCUUCCUAUGGAUGAGAAGUGGCAAGCUAUUAUGAGAAGCAGCAGCAAAUCAUGAACGCUAUCUUAGUGUUGCAUGUGCACUGGGCUUUGCAGUUUCUUCCUUGAAAGCAAAAACAAAAAACCAAUUUGCAAUGCGAAACAAAAGUUUACUCUGUGGUCUGUUUGAGUGAAACAAGCCACUGUCCGCUUUCAGAUGCAACGCUAAGCCAAGGAUUGUAAGCAGCUUUUGUGGAGGAAGUUCCUCAAAAAGCAGAGUAUACAUUUUAAAAAUAUAUAUAUAAACAAAGAAUAGUGGUUUGUUACUCUUGCUUGUACUGAUGGUUUCAUCUGGCAAGCAGAAAUGCUUUUGCCGGUGGAGAGACCUGCUUAGCGCUACGUUGAAUACCUUCCUUCCUCUGGGUAAGGAAGGACAAUAAUUCACUGGUAGAGCAGUUCCUAUAAUGCCAAAGGAUUCCAGGUUCAAUCCCUGGCAGGUGAAAACACCUUGGAGUGCAGCUUCCAGUCAGAGUAGGCAGAACAUGGAGAAACAGAUUGACCUGGUAUUAGGGUAGCUUCCCAUCUACUGUCCUAUGUGACUUCACUGAAAAGAUAGAAGAGUUAUUCUGAAUACCCAGCUUAAAACUUGUUAACCAUACAGCAGGGCUGGGGGACUUGUGGGGCCUUCCAGAGAUGUUGCUGUACUCAACUCCCAUGAGCAUCGUGGCCAAUGGUCACCAGGUCAGACUGUUUCUCCAUGUAGGCCAGUACUGUCUACGCUGACAGAGUAGGUUUCCCACAGCUGUUCUCCAAGGACUGUUCUCCAAGGGCUCAGUCUUGCCUUACUCAUCCCAUUCAGGGAUGAUCACAUAGGCCCACAGAGUCCUCUGUGAUCACCCUGCCUUCUUCAGAAUCCUUUAGUGCCCUGUGUCCAAUGGCAGGCUUACCAUCUAAAGGUAAAAAGGUAAAGGACCCCUGACAGUUAAGUCCAGUCAUGAACGACUCUGGGGUUGUGGCGCUCAUCUCGCUUUACUGGCCGAGGGAGCCAGUGUUUGUCCACAGACAGUUUUUCCGGGUCAUGUGGCCAGCAUGACUAAGCCGCUUCUGGCAAAACCAGAGCAGCGCACAGAAACGCCUUUUACCUUCCUGCCAGAGCGGUACCUAUUUAUCUACUUGCACUUUGAUGUGCUUUAGAGCUGCUAGGUUGGCAGGAUCUGUAAAGGUACAACAUGGUUAAAAAAAAAAAAGGUAAAGGCAAAGACCCCUGGACAGUCCAGUCAAGGCAACUAUGGGGUUGUGGCGCUCAUCUCGCUUUCAGGCCGAGGGAGCCGACGUUUGUCCACAGACAGCUUUGCGGGUCAUGUGGCCAGCAUGACUAAACUGCUUCUGGCACAUGGAACACUGUGAAAAGUACCAGAGCGCAAGGAAACGCCAUUUACUUUCCCACCACAGCGGUACCUAUUUAUCUACUUGCACCGGCAUGCUUUCAAACUGCUAGGUUGGCAGGAGCUGGGACCGAGCAACAGGAGCUCACUCUGUCAUGGGGAUUUGAACCGCCGACCUUCCAAUCGGCAAGCCCAAGAGGCUCAGUGGUUUAGACCACAGCACCACAUGUGCUACACUAUCUGAACUGGGCAUGCUGCAUUUCUGGAACCAAAUUCCCUUUUUUUGUGGAGCCUGAACAGGAGCAGUCACCAUCGGAAGUGGCCAUUAUCUAUCUGGACUGUCCCUGGAUUAAGUGACUUUUCUUCCUUAAGUUCUCAAAGUUCUUAACCUAGCUCAAGGUUGUCAUGUGAACUAGUCAGACGUCACAGCCAGUUCGUGCUUUGAAAAAUAAGACUUGAGUGCCAUCUUGUCCAAAAAUGGCAACUAGACAUUCCUUUUUGGCGACUGUAACCAUGGUUUAAGGAGCCGUUUGGCACCUAGGUUAUAUAUAUGAGUUUCUAACACUGCUCGGGAGCUCCACGACGUGUAAACAACCCUUGUGUGCUGCUUUCACGAGUCUGCAGGUUGGAGAGUGUCGUUUUGCUACAAACUCCCUUAUCCUUGGCCUCUGCACAUGGGUCGUGCAGGAGGAGAGGCGGCUAAUCCGUCAAGCAGGUCUUUUCUAAAGCUCUGCCUUUUCACAUUGGAGGAAGGAGGAGAAAAACCACAGCAACGUUGGUUUGUAGCCGGAACCACCAUGUGCUCGAGGCACAUGGCAGAACGCUGUGCAGAGCAUGACUUUAUCUGGAACAGCGCAGGGCAAGGCAUAUCCCUUAGCCCGUGUCCCUGCCGCGACCGGCCUUGGAGUGAAACGCAGAGCAGAAUGGGAAAGUUCAGCCGCAGUCCGGGUGGUAUAUGCCGUGCCGAUCGAGAUUGGGGGGGCAGGAGAGAAAAGACUAAAGAUUUCCUUGCUCCUCGCUUCCCUUCCUCCCUCUCUGGGUUGCGAGAAGCUGCAGUUUAGAUCAAAAGGAGAUGUAGAAUACAUUUAGGCAAAUUUAAAAAUAGAUUCUCCUGGGGCAAGGGAAGGAAAAUUGCUGAAUGCACAAGCUCAGAAAGACUGGAGGAGAGAGGGAGGGAGGGAGAGAAACACGUCCUUUUUUGACUUAGAACGUUGAGGCGUAAUGUUUGCCGUAAAAUUGCAAUUAAUCAUAUUUGCCCUCAAAUGUUUUUGGUGGGCGAAGGGGAAAUGGCAAUGGUCACUGUGUUUGUUUGUUUGUUUGUUUGUUUGUUCAAUUAUAAACAUGUGCAUGCUGCCUCAGUCUGCUUGCUCCAGAGUAGACCUGUUUGAGGCACCUUUUUGGCACAAGUCGCUGGAAUUGACUGGCGCGGAACAACAACACCUCUUGCAAAACUACAACAACACACAGAGAGAAAUGAAUAGGAAAUAUGCAAGAACUGUUCAUUUCAGAGAGGCAUGCAUAGGUGUUAGCUUGCAAUGGCAACUGAGCAUGCAUCAAUCCCCCAUGGACUGUUUUAUUUGGGGGGGGGUCUGCUCCCUGUGCAUCCCCCCCCAGCUUUUUUUAAUACUUCUUCUAACUCCGAGGUUCCCCCAAGUCUUCUGGUACCUCUUCUCUUGUGAGGUAUUUUGGCUUGUAAGGUAUUCAGCCCUUAGAGAUAUGAUACCUGCUAUUAGCAUAUAGGGUGAUUGUGCUGAAUUAAUAAUGGCCACAUUCGUGACAUACAUUGAAAACAAGAUGAGACCACUUUAAACCACCAUGGCUUUCCCCCAGAAGAUCAUGGAAACUAUAGUUUGUCAGGAGUCCUGAGAGUAGGGCUGGGCAAUAGAGUCGUGCCUCGGAAGUCGAAUGGAAUCCAUUCCGGAAGUCUGUUUGACUUCCAAAACGUUAUAUAGAAACCAAGGCGCGGCUUUCAAUUGGCUGCAGGAAGCUCCUGCAGCCAAUCGGAAGCCACGGAAGCCAUGUCGGACAUUCGGGUUCCAAAGAACGUUCGCAAACUGGAACACUCACUUCUGGGUUUGCGGCAUUUGGGAGGCAAAACAUUUGAGUCGCAAGGCUUUCGACGUCCGAGGUACGACUCUACCUGGUUUUCAACAUUGUGAUAUAUACAGUACAGUGGUACCUCAGGUUUCAGACGCUUCAGGUUACAGACUCCGCUAACCCAGAAAUAGUACCUUGGGUUAAGAACUUUACCUCAGGAUAAGAACAGAAAUCGUGCGGCAGCAGCGGAAGGCCCCAUUAGCUAAAGUGUACCUUAGGUUAAGAACAGUUUCAGGUUAAGAACGGACCUCCGGAAUGAAUUAAGUUCUUAACCCGAGGUACCACUGUAUACUGAUAUAUCACAAUGUCUGAAAUGAGGAUGGAGCUACAUAGAUGCACUGGCUGGCUUCACGGUUUCCCCCACAUUGUGUUUUUUUGCAUAGCACACACAUACACGUCAUGAUUUAUGAUAGAUUGCCAGGUCAGAAAUGGAAGCAAUAUCAUGAUACGUAGUUGAAACCGGUUUUGGACAAUAUAUCGUCUUGGCACACGUCAUGAUGCGCAAUAUAUUGCCAGGUCAAAAUAUAAAAAACCGAUGUCACAAUAUGCACUUUGAAGUGGUUUUGGGCGAUAUAUGGGGAUGGUUCAGUAUAAGGCAGCUUCUCUUACUUCGAUGAUCCAUCCCUCAAUCUCUAGGGUUAAUUAGUGCGGUUACCUUGCAAUGUCUAGUAAACCACAUCAGUAGUUGGGUUCCUAUUGGGGCUGUUAGGCGAACCAACAUGACAGUGAUUGAGGAUCGGCGUGAUCGUUCUGUGAUAUUAUGGCAGUGGACAAAGCUGUAUUGUAACUUUGGAAGAAAUGUGUUUUAAUAGUAAUAAUAAAAUGUGUCUGAAAAAAGAAACCCGGUGUGCCUUCUACUGUGAGACAGAAAAAGCAGUAAGGCGGGGACAAUUUAGAUCAGGAAAAUGCUGCAGGUGGCAAGGGUUAAAUACUGCCCCCCACACCAUCGGAUUCCGACCUCUAACCCAGCCACUGUUCUGAAGUCAAUCCUUCCCCUACGCCAUAGAACCCAGAUCACAGAACUCUCUCAGUUUUGCUUGGUUUGGCCCUCAAAACACAAGCGUACAUUUAUCCCUGUCUCUUUCCUGCCCUAGACUCCAGGAAAGGGCAGUGGAAGAAUGAUGAUAAUAAUAAUAAUAAUAAUAAUAAUAAUAAUAAUAAUAAUAAUACAGUGGUACCUUGGGUUACAUACACUUCAGGUUACAGACGCUUCAGGUUACAGACUCUGCUAACCUCGGGUUAAGAACUUUGCUUCAGGAUGAGAACAGAAAUCGUGCGGCGGUGGCGCAGUGGCAGCGGGAGGCCCCAUUAGCUGAAGUGGUGCUUCAGGUUAAGAACAGUUACAGGUUAAGAACGGACCUCCAGAACGAAUUAAGUACUUAACCUGAGGUACCACUGUACCCUGACCAUCUGACUGGGUUACCCGACCAACUCUGGGCACCUUCCAGCAUAUACAAAAACAAUUAAACAUGAAACGUUUUGAAACUUCCCAACACUGCCUUCAGAUGUCUUCUAAAAGUUGUGUAGUUCUUUAUCUUUGUGACAUCUGAUGGGAGGGCGCCACUACCAAGAAGGCCCUCUGCCUGGUUCCCUGCAACCUCACCUCUCGCGGUGUGGGAACUGCCAGAAGGCCCUCGGAGCUGGACCUCGGUGUCCGGGCUGAUGCGCACCCAUGCACACAUCCUGAUGUGGCACAUGAGCCCCUGCUGCAACUUGUUGAUAUUUUCUGCCUGGGUAAAACUCAGCUUGCUCUUCACUAGUAUGCAGAAGGUACUAUGCGAACUGGUGAAGGGGCUGUGUUUGUGUCGGCGGGGAGGGCUCGCCAGGGGAACAGUGCCUCGGAUAACCCCGCAGGGCUUAGUAGCUGGCGAGAGAACAGGCCGAUAAUUAGGGAAGCAGACCUUGCCAGGUGCCUCCGAAUCAAUGUGUCCCUUCGAUUAGCGCACACUUGUCACUGGCAGAUGUCAGAAACUAGCUCUGGCGAUAAAUCAGUCGUGACAAAAUGUCCUUUGCUAAUGUGCAGCCGCAUAAAUAGGAGGCCUGCAUGCGUUGUUUUUGGCAGGGGAUCUCUCAUUGACGAUGUCAAGCUGAGGGGGGAGGGGGCGAGGAGGGAGGGGGCGGCGGCGGCCGUAACAAACUUCUUGCCCAAUUAUCCUUCGGGAGCACAGCCCGAAAUGUGUUCUUCUUGCCUGGAACAUGGCUGGGGACAAUAGGUCAGAGAUUAAGCACUGCAAAAGAGAGAGAGGGAAACACACACACACACACACACACACACACACACACACACAGAAUCUCAACCCUGCUCAGUGCCACUUAAUUUGAUAAACAAACUGUUGAAUACAGCUGCCGAUCUGUAGUGCGCAGAAGGAGAGAAAAUAAGAGGGGAGAGAAAUCCAUUUUCUUGUAUGGCACAGAUUGGGCGUCAUGCCUGACAAACCACUUAAAGCCUUCUCUGUGGUCUUCAGAACCUGGAAGUGACAAUGGCUGUGUUUCAGGUAGCCUAUUAACUCGACACGUUGCAGAGUUAAGAGGGAAAUGUUGAGAAGCUCAAGCUCUGCAAAUAACCACUGGCGGGGGAAGUAGAUGCGAACCUGCACUUUUCGUUCCUGGAUAUUUUUGUGGCCCAAGCUAGAGGGGUGAGGGAAGACAUUACACUUCUGUUCCACUGGCGCUCAGCCACAUGCCUCUCUCAAGGGGCAGGCAGUCUGCAAAAGCAUUGUGGGUAGGGCUUGACACCAGGCAGUGAGCCCCACCUGCGCUGGGUCAGUCAGGUUCUCCUCGUGGCUGUGUUCACACAAUCUCUGUGCAAAAUGGGAGCUGCUUUCAGAAGGCCGGUGUGUGUGUGUGUGUGUCCCCAGUAGGUCUUACCUUUGCUCUGGCUGGUUCUACAAAGCCGAGCAUUGAGGGGUGUUAGUUUUAGAUCACUAUCUUUGGUGAAAGAGGCAUGUCCUAAAAUUAGAAUCAAUACCUAAGAAAUGUGCAUGGCCUACAAUAUGGGAGGGACGCGGGUGGUGCUGUGGGUUAAACCACAGAGCCUAGGACUUGCCGAUCAGAAGGUCGGCGGUUCGAAUCCCCGCGAUGGGGUGAGCGCCCGUUGCUCGGUCCCUGCUCCUGCCAACCUAGCAGUUUGAAAGCACGUCAAAAUGCAAGUAGAUAAAUAGAUACUGCUGUGACGGGAAGGUAAAUGGUGUUUCCAUGCACUGCUCUGGUUCACCAGAAGCAGCUUAGUCAUGCUGGCCACAUGACCCGGAAGCUGUAUGCCGGCUCCCUUGGCCAGUAAAGCGAGAUGAGCACCACAACCCCAGAGUUGUGUGUGACUGGACCUAAUGGUCAGGGGUCCCUUUACCCUUUACCUUACAACAGGAGAGCUUGAGGAGGAGGAGGAGGAAGAAGAAGAAGAAGAAGAAGAGUAUUUUAUUUUUUUCUGGUUGUUGAGCACUGUGAUGAUGCUUAACAGAGUCUGCCUCCUUCCUUUUUUCCUUACCUCCAUAAAUGAUGGAUUCCAAAGAACAGAAAAAGGGAAACAGACUCUCCAAGUGUCCCUAUUUUUCAGGGACGUCCCUGAUUUAGAGAAGCCGUCCUGGUUUCUGAUUCGAUCCUGGAACGUCCCGCUUUCCCGCAGGAUGUCCCUAUUUUCAUUGGAGAAAUGUUGGAGAGUAUGGAGUUAUCUGACCCCCCCAAGCUGCUUGAAGGCAGUCCUGUAUUUUUAUUGUUUCAUGUUCUAUUACAUUUUUAUAUAGGUUGGAAGCUGCCCAGAGUGGCUGGGGCAACCCAGUAAGAUGUGUGUGGGGUAUCAAUAGUAGAAUUAUCAUUGUGGACUGGGACAUCCCUAUUUUCAUCGGAGAAAUGUUGGAGGGUAUGGGGAAGGAGUCAGCCUCUGUUGACUCUGAACCAUUAAAGCCCACCAUCACUGUGCCCAACAGCCAGCAAAACCCCUUCAGUCACCUCAGUGCUGUCUUACUGUUUUCCUGUAAGCUCUGAAAUCAGCCAUUGGUGGUUUCUUGCUACUAAAAGUGGCCUUUUUCAGCUAGUGGAAACAGCACAGCAGGCGAGAAAUCAUAGACUCGGAAUUGGAACGGACCCUGCGGAUCAACUGCAAUGCAGGAAUAUGCAGCCAUCCCUUACGGGGAUUGAACCUGCAACCUGGGCAUUAUCAGCACCACGCUCUAACCGGAAACGUCUUCAUAGUAAUUGCCAGCCCUCUCCAGUGGUUGUAGAAUAUGCUCUUCAAAGUCUGCCCAAGCCCAGACCUGAGCAUCUUUCAGUAGCAAUGCAAGAUUUUGAUGGUGGUGAUUCUUUUCGUUAAGGUCUUGGUGGGUUAUUUAGUAAUACUUUUAGAAGACAUCUGAAGGCAGCCCUAUUUAGGGAAGCUUUUAAUGUUUAAUAGAUUAUUGUCUUUUAAUAUUCUGUUGGAAGCCGCCCAGAAGAAGAAGAAGAAGAAGAAGAGUUUGGAUUUGAUAUCCCGCGUUUCACUCCCUUUAAGGAGUCUCAAAGCGGCUAACAUUCUCCUUUCCCUUCCUCCCCCACAACAAACACUCUGUGAGGUGAGUGGGGCUGAGAGACUUCAGAGAAGUGUGACUAGCCCAAGGUCACCCAGCAGCUGCAUGUGGAGGAGCGGAGACUCAAACCCGGUUCCCCAGAUUACGAGACUACCGCUCUUAACCACUACACCACAGUGGCUCUCAGAGUGGCUGGGGAAACCCAGCCAGAUGCGUGGGGUAUAAAUUAUUAUUAUUAUUAUUAUUAUUAUUAUUAUUAUUAUUAUUAGCUUUGGGGUGGGGUGGGGGGCUUGGAAAGCUUGUUGCUAGUAGCAGAUAAUGACCCCAGACAUGCCGGUCAGAAGUUAGCCAUGCCCCAUGCAAAGUUAAUUACAGGAGAGAGCAGCUCUGGCUUGCUGGAAAGGGUGCAUGCUGCUUGCAGCUGUUUAAGCAAACGCUCAUUCCCAGUUUGCGACCAAGUAAUCCCUGGCUUGAGGGAGCUCAUGCUGUUGGCAGUGGAGGGAUGGCAUUAAACCCCUUGAGUCCUGGGGGGGGGGGGGGAUGAGCGAGCAGAUGCCAUUGUAGGCAAAGGGUGAGGAGAAGAGACAAAUGGACGGUUUUGAAAGGAUCACAAUUGGGGAUAGAGAGGUCUAAAUGGGAGGCUGGCACACACACACACAAAAAGAAAAAGGGUAGGAAGAGAGUUUUGGGAACCUCCCGCUAAUAGAUGGUGCCUCCUGGAAAUAAUUAUGCACUCGGCUCUCCGGAGUUUAAAUUUGGGGAUUUAUUAUCGUGAGCCUUUCAUCUUAUCAAAGCGGUUCCCGUAUCACAAGUGCAGAAAUGCGUCCAAAUGACCUUGGGCGUCAUUCCUAUGCAUCGACCUCCCCCCCCCUCCGCUGCCCGCAGCUGCUGCCUCUCCCCUGCCUCCCCCCCCCCAUGGAUUACUAAAAGAGAAGGAAUAGAAGACCCUUUUUAUUACAGUGGUACCUCAGGUUAAGUACUUAAUUCAUUCCGGAGGUCCGUUCUUAACCUGAAACUGUUCUUAACCUGAAGCACCACUUUAGCUAAUGGGGCCUCCCUCUGCCGCCGCGCCGCCGGAGCACGAUUUCUGUUCUUAUCCUGAAGCAAAGUUCUUAACCUGAAGCACUAUUUCUGGGUUAGUGGAGUGUGUAACCUGAAGCGUAUGUAACCUGAGGUACCACUGUACUAUUAUUACUAUUUUGGAAGUGAGAUACAAACUUGACUGUGAACGGGGCAGGGAGGGAGAGAGGGAUGAAUUCCAGCAAGUUGGAGAGGAGGGAAAGGAUCAAAAAGAAGGAGGGAGGGAAAUGAAAAUAGGAGAGGAGGGGAGAGAGAGAGAGAGCCCCCCCUUCAGUUUUAUAGAAGUUGUGCAAUUUUAAGAAUCGGAUUAACCUGGUAUGACUCUGUUUUUCCGCCAGUUAGAUAGGUUGAGUUUCUUGGCAAGGGGCACACGGGUACAGUACACAGUGUGCUGUAAAUAUGGGUGUGUCGACCUCGAGCUUUCAUGCCAGAGAAGUAUUGCAGGAGGAGAAUAAUCACACAGCUGUGCCGCGCAGGGGAGACUUCCUUCAGCUUUUGCCAAGGUAGUUAAAUGCGUUGUUUGGGUGCGCUGUGGUGAGUUUUAUGUUCUCCCCUGGCAGCACUUGAAUCCACCCAAGACGCUUGUUUUUCUUUUUAAAAAAGAGCAAUCUGACAUGCAAACUUGGGACAGGGGUGGCAUUUGCAUGGGAAUCUUUCCCAGUUGCGAUUUACUGGGGAUUCCCCACCCACCCAGUUUCUCCCCCCAGCAAACUAAACGUGCUUUCUUGGCAGCAAGGCUGCAAACUCAGAGCAUUGCACCCAGAGCUCCUGCCAGCUUUGAGCUGCCCCCUCUCCAGCCCUUACUCACCCUGCUGUGGCUGCUCCAAUCUCUCCCCCCCCUCAACCUCCCCCCCCACCUUGUUUAUUUAACCUUUUGUUGUCUGUGACAGUGCAUUGCCACUGCUCUUCCCUCUUGCUUGUAGGCUGUGUGGCACAGAGAGGGCAAGUUACGUUUCCAAGCACAAUUCAAAGUGUUGGUGCUGACCUUUCAAGCCCUUAACGGCCUCGGCCCAGUAUACCUGAAGGAGCAUCUCCACCCCCAUUGUUGAGCCUGGACACUGUGGUCCAGCUCUGAGGGCCUUCUGGUGGGUCCCUCCCUGUGAGAAGUGAGGUUACAGGGAACCAGGCAGAGGGCCUGCUCGGUAGUGGCGCCCGCCCUGUGGAACGCCCUCCCAUCAGAUGUCAAGGGGAAAAAAACACUAUGUGACUUUUAGAAGACAUCUGAAGGCAGCCCUGUUUAGGGAAGUUUUUAAUGCUUGAAGUUUUAUUCUGUUUUUAAUGUUCUGUUGGAAGCUGCCCAGAGUGGCUGGGGAAACCCAGCCAGAUGGGCAGGGUAGAAAUAAUACUACUACUAAUAAUAAUACAUUUUUUUAUUGUUAUUGUUAUCAGGUUGCUUGCCAGUGCACACUGCAAAGCAACCAGCAGGGCUGGCCAGCUCUUUCAAGGCUCCAGCUUCCUGCCAUUUUAUUAAUAAUAAUAUCUGAUCCCAGAGUGGCAGAGGGAUCAGCCAUUCAGAUUCCAGCUUUGGUGUCCAGUGCUGGGGUAUCAAGGGGGCGGGCCUUAAUCUCAUCUUGUUGCUCAGGCUGAGGUGCAAGAUAAGAUCCUGUGGCUUCAGUAUGCAAAUGGUUCCUCUUUACCACAUGAUUUCCUGGCUGGAAAGAUGCUGCCCAGAGGAUUUUACUGGUUGGCUUGGUGAGCCAUUGGGUCCCCUCACCCAUGGGGGGUCUAGCGAGCAAGGAGCUGGUUGGUACCAGUUUCCCAGUUUGAGGCUCCCAGUUCCGAACACCUGCUGCAAAAUUCCCUAGUGAGACGUCGAUGAUUUCAGGGACAGUUGUCAGGAGCAGCAAGUUUGCCCCGGGGAACUGCUCACAUUAAACAUUUCCACGCACAGCUGAACGCUGGGCCUGAAGAAUUUGCUUUUAUGGUAAAGUAUGGAAAGAAAUGAUCUCAAAAACGGUGGUUGCUUUUGCUUACAGCGGCAGCUAUGCUUUCCCAAAAACUUACCAAAAGCAACGCAGCGCUGAGUACACCAUGCCGGGAAUUUUUAUUUUACUGCAGAACUGUAAUGGAAUACCGCCUUGGGAUUUUUGUCCCUGUAGGAUCUCAAGGCAAGGUUUUGACACGGAGCGAAAUGAAAACACCCCCACCCUGAGGCUUAAUUACGUAGGGAAGACCGAGCCACUUUUAUAGGUGAAUGUUUCUGAGAUGCCAUCAUGUGAUUUUUUUGAUUGUAUCCAUGCUGAAGUCCAGGAAACUUUGUGCUUGAUGGUGAAGAUUGUUGUCUUGGUAAUUCUGGCAAACUGCAGUGGAGGCGUGGGGCCAUUCUGCCACCCCACUUCCUAGCAGGGAAAAGGCUCUGGUGAUGAGGAUUUUCUUUUCUAUACUGCUUUAUAAGAAAAGAAAAGAAAACAGAAAGUGGCUCAAAACACGGUUGCUUAGUUUGCGAUGGAUCACCCACAUGGACAUUAUAGCAACACACUUAAGUUAGGAAACAGCCAGCAUCUUGCGUAAUAAUAAUAAUAAUAAUAAUAAUAAUAAUAAUAAUAAUAAAUUUUUAUUUACACCCCGCCCUCCCCGGCCAGGGUCUGGCUCAGGGAGGCUAACACCAAAUAUAAAUUACAGUGGUACCUCGGGUUAAGUCUGAAGGUCUGUUCUUAACCUGAAACCAUUUUUAACCUGAAGCACCACUUUAGCUAAUGGGGCCUCACCCAUCUGUUCUCAUCCUGAAGCAAAAUUCUUAACCCAAGGUAAUAUUUCUGGGUUAGUGGAGUCUGUAACUUGAAGCAUCUGUAACCUGAAGCGUAUGUAACCCAAGGUACCACUGUACAAUAAAACGUAAUAGGGGGAAAAAACCAACAACAAACAAUCAGUUAAUUAAAAUACGGCUCGAAAUACAGCUUAAAAUGCGGCCUCAUUUUAGUAGUAGCCCAUAAAUCAAGACCAUAAAGGGAGGAAACAUCAGAUAUUUACCCAAGCCAGCUAUCCAUGCUGGUCCCACAUGGGCCAGCAAAAAAGCCAAGGGACAAUUUAUAUACCAAAUCCCAUAUAAGGGGUCAGAGUGAUUCUAAGCUGAAGACCAGGUGGAACAGCUCCAUCUUGCAGGCCCUGCGGAAAGAUGUCAAAUCCCGCAGGGCCCUGGUCUCUUGUGACAAGAGUGUUCCACCAGGUUGGGGCCAAUGCUUAAAAGGCCCUGGCCCUAGUUGAGACCAAUCUAACCCCCUUGUGGCUUGGGACCUCCAAAGUGUUGUUAUUUGUGGACCUUAAGAUCCUCUGCGGGGCAUACCAGGAGAGGCAGUCCCGUAGGUACGAGGGUCCUAGGCCGCAUAGGGCUUUAAAGGUCAAAAUCAGCACUUUAAACCUGAUCCUGUACUCCACCGGGAGCCAGUGCAGCUGAUAAAGCACUGGAUGAAUGUUAUCCCAUGGCAAGGAUCCCGUAAGGAACCUCGCAGCGGCAUUCUGGACCCGCUGGAGUUUCUGGGUCAGCCCCUCAUAGAGCGAGUUACAAUAAUCAAACCUGGAGGUGACCACUGCAUGGAUCACCGUGGCUGUAACCUUUAUCUGAUUUGCUGCCACUUGACUUGGGUUCAAGUUCAGUAAGGCCACCCAGUGAAUGCUAUUCUAACGCAGCGUGAGUCGAUGCGUAAGUUGCUGCGCAAAUAUUAUUACUGCAUUUAGUCUCACAACACCCCUGUGAGGUGGGGGCAGGGCUGAGAAGUAUUGACUCACCCAGAGCGAUACGGCUAAAUAGUCUCUCGCACCUGAGUCUCCCACGCCCGAGAUGCCAUUCAUGGUGUCCAUCCCGGGGCUGAAAGAAACAUUGCAUCAACCACAGACCUUGCUUUCCUUCUCUUUCCUAAGGACUGGGCCUGAGCUUGCUUCUACAAGCACCUCAGUCGUUUGCACAAACGCAAAUUGUCAAUAAGAAACGGUGAUAAGAUAAAUAACAUGGUUUUUAGGCUAGCAGUGGUUCCAUCAUUAUUUCUAUUACUUUGCCGCUGUUUGAAAAGGAAAACACACAGCGAAGUCCUAGCAGGAUAUUUCCUUCUAGAAGGGCUUGUUGGCGCUGCACACCUCCACUUCUGAGUUAUCUUCAGGUACACGGAUGGCGCUGUGGGUUAAACCACAGAGCCUAGGACUUCCUGAUCAGACGGUCGGCGGUUCGAAUCCCCGCGACGGGGUGAGCUCCCGUUGCUCGGUCCCUGCUCCUGCCAACCUAGCAGUUCAAAAGCACGUCAAAGUGCAAGUAGAUAAAUAGGUACCGCUCCAGCGGGAAGGUAAAGGCAUUUCCGUGCGCUGCUCUGGUUCACCAGAAGCGGCUUAGUCAUGCUGGCCACAUGACCCAGAAGCUGUACGCCGGCUCCCUCGGCCAAUAAAGCGAGAUGAGCGCCGCAACCCCAGAGUCGGCCACGACUGGACCUAAUGGUCAGGGGUCCCUUUACCCUUUACCCUUACAGUGGUACCUCAGGUUACAGACACUUCAGGUUACAUACGCUUCAGGUUACAGACUCCGCUAACCCAGAAAUAGUACCUCGGAUUAAGAAGUUUGCUUCAGGAUGAGAACAGAAAUCGUGCUUCGGCGGCGCGGUAGCAGCGGCAGCAGGAGGCCCCCAUUAGCUAAAGUGGUGCUUCAGGUUAAGAACAGUUUCAGGUGAAGAACGGACCUCCAGAACGAAUUAAGUUCUUAACCCGAGGUACCACUGUACAAGCUAAACCUGGAAAAGCAACUUGAGAAUGGGGGGGGGGGGGGGAUGACAGGCGUUGGGGAGAAUCCUGCACUCUGGCUGUCUAGAUCCAUUUAAAGCCAGCUAGAAUUCAGCAGGCUUUAGGUCUUUCCAGAUGACGGCUGAAUAUUGUAAGUGGGUUGUCAAGAUCAUAUUAUUAUUAUUAUUAUACACCUCUUUCAAGGUACAGGCACUUUCUCAGAGUACUUGUCUGUGUCUUGUGUUCUCCUCCAUCUCCUCCUCCUCUCCUCCUCUUGCUUUCUCACAUUUCCCCGGAGCUGCCGGUGUCUGUGCAGCGCGAAGAUUACAUUUAACCGCCACAAGGAAAUCAGCUUGGCCUGAGCUACCCUUCCGUCACGUGUCCCAGAGUGUGCUCACUGUGUUCUGCCAGACUGGGGCUGGCUGAGCAAAAUACAGUGAAGCCCUGGGCUGCCAGCCAAGCUUUCCUUCCAGCUUGGAGCACGCAGUCACACAUUUGCUAUUUGGCAGGACAUCCAUGCCAGGGUUUGUUUGGAUAGUAAUCGAGUACAGUUCAUCUUCCUUCUCCUUCUCUUUCUUUCUUUCUCGGACCCCUUUCGGGAAAGCACAUGCAGGGCUGACAUGCACCUAAACAGGGAGACCAUGGGCUGCGGGGAACACAGAGAGACCUCUGGGCCGGCUUCUGUUUGUCUCUCUCCCUAACCGGCAGGGUUGGUGUGACGGGGGAAACGGGAUAACCCCCAUUGUUGCAUCUCGAGGUCCCCAGGGCCACCCCAAUAACUCACACAUAAUUUUUGUUUAAGAUUUUUGGCAUAAUUUUGGCCACAACUUUAUUAAAAUACAAACAUGUGAGUGGUUGCUUAGGCAUUGGUUGCGACUAUCUGCCCCCACCAAGGGGGACAGACUGACAUUCCGCACGAUGCGAAAGUCAGAAUAGGGGAAUACACUUGGGGGUAGCGUCGGAGCAGGGAACCUGCCCUCAGCCCUCCCCAAAUGCAACCAGGAGCUCAUUGAUAUGGCCCAAGCCCCCUUGACAGAGUGGACAAGCAAUAGUUAGCCCCCAAUUCCUUUAACGGAAUCCCUUGCAACAUUAGAGGAGCAGGCACAGCCAAUCCAUGCCCCUCAACCAACCAAACCAUAAACCAAUGCCUAACCGCGAACCUUACAAGUUGUGACGAUUUGCUACGCAGUAGGCAAAAACCAAAAGGCCCCAGCCAAUCAGCCAGAUGGACAAAAUUCCUAACGGGCCCCUGCUCCAAAGCAGACGACCCCAUGACAGGCAUAGCAAGGUCAAAGCGAACAACCCUAUUCUAGGGAGGGAGGGACGGGCAAUCCGAUGCAUGGGCGAAAAGAGGAAGUCCUAGCCUCGUGCAAGGCGUUUUAGCAUUUCUGGCUGUCAGUCAACAAAUGGCAACAUUAACUUCUUCCCAACAACAAGGGAAGCCCCAAUCACAUCAGUGGCCAACGGUCAAUUAGCCCGCCCCCAACUUUGGAGUGUCCUGGCAGCCCCCACCGCAACACGUGCUCUCCGUGAAGGAGAACACACUAUACCGCCUAGAGGCCGGAGGUGCAGCAGAAUGGAUGGGCUAUACUAUUUUGAACGCUAGGUGGAGGUUUCCAUUGGUGGAAGCUCCCUUAUAAGCAAAACAAACCACCCACUCCCUGCAUCUAGAAACCUAGCACAUCAGGGCAAGAGGUUCUAGCUCAGCAUUUUAUCAGCUAUGCUGUUGUUGUUUUUAAUUUGCAGGGAGUUUUCAAUAUUGGAGGUGCUGUGUUCACCAAUAGGUACAUUGAUGAGCACUUUCGUUUAGUACAGGGGUCAGCAAACUUUUUCAGCAGGGGUCCGGUCCACUGUCCUCAGACCUUGUGGAGGGCCGGACUAUAUUGGGGGGGGGGGGAAUGAAUGAAUUCCUAUGCCCCACAAAUAACCCAGAGAUGCGUUUUAAAUAAAAGGCCACAUUCUACUCAUGUAAAAACACGCUGAUUCUCGGACCAUCCACGGGCUGGAUUUAGAAGACGAUUGGGCCAGAUCCGGCCCCCGGGCCUUAGUUUGCCUACCCAUGGUUUGUAUAUGCAGUCCUUUUUUUUCAAGAAAAACAGGCGCUGGAACUCACCAUGAAGUUGUUACAGAGAGUCGCCUGGCGACUCGAGGCAGCUGUGAACAGAUGCCAGUUUGACAUCAGCAGCGUCCAACUCCCGUGGAGGUGCUAAAAACAAUCGCAAGCUGUCUCCCUAGCUGGUUUGGGGGUCGUCCCUGGUUCUGGUGCAGGUCCAAUAAAUGCAUCCCCACCUCCCGCAUUCUAGUCGAUUCAGGCACAUGGCCAGGGCCUUGCCCAAACACACAUGUGUGCAACAUUAGAAGCCCGGCUAGAAAGCUUAAGGCCUGCCACUGCUACUUCGGAGAUGGAUCGAAGAAAAGGAAAUACGAAUUGUCCCUGCCCUGUAGCUUGACCAAUCGUGGCUAGGAGCGGCUCGGAACUAGGAGGCAUCAUAGAUCUGGAAAAUGUGUAGAUUCGCACACACUCACCAGCUUUCAUUUUGACUUGAAAGGUUUGUUUUUGGGGAGUAAAGGUGACUAUGGGGUUGCAGCGCUCAUCUUGCUUUCAGGCCAAGGGAGCCGGCGUUUGUCCACAGACAGCUUUCCGAGUCAUGUAGUCAGCAUGACUAAACCACUUCUGGCACAAUGGAGCACCGUGACGGAAACCAGAGCGCAUGGAAACGCCAUUUACCUUCCCACCACAGCAGUACCUAUUUAUCUACUUGUACUGGCGUGCUUUCGAACUGCUAGGUUGGCAGGAGCUGGGACAGAGCAAUGGGAGCUCACUCCAUCACAGGGAUUUGAACCACCGACCUUCCGAUCAGCCAGCCCAAGAGGCUUAGUGGUUUAUACCACAGCGCCACCCACGCAUAAAAGCAAGACAUGGGCAGGGGGAGCACCGGCCCGUAAUGGUGCCCACCAGAGAGGUGCCAGAACUGCGCUCCGCUGUGCUCCAGCUGGGGGGAAAAGCACUGAAUAUAUGCACUUUUCUACACUUUUGGUUUGAGACCACAAAGAAGAAGCUGUGUUGAUAAUGGUGAGCCUCAUCCCUGAUGGAGAUACUUUUCUUCCCUUGGCAAAUAUCACCUCCCCACACACUUCCAAUUUCUCUGCCCACAAAUAGGGUAGAAGAUUUCCAGAGUCCAUUUGUACAUAGAUCUAGUUUAUUUUAAAUAAAUUUUAAAUAAAUUUUAUUUGAUUUUAACAAUACAACCAUAUACAUCCACAUUUGAAGAUUCCUCGAACCUCUGGACUUCCCACCUUCCUUUCCGUGGGUCCUGUUAUGAAACCUUUUCUACUGCAUCUUCUCCAAUAGUCCAUAUCUUAUAUAAAUCCAUUAUCUCCAUGGUACUUGCUACAUUACGAGUGUUACUGCAAUCUUGCUAGUGUUCAUCUGCUUACAGUGGUCGCCAAGAUAAAUGAUAAAUUUUCCCCAUUUUUGGUCUUCUUGGUUCCUGAGCUUUCCGGUCAGUUUUGCCAUUUUGGCAUAGUCCAACAGUUUAAUUUGCCAUUCUUCUCUGGUAGGGACUUUAUCUUCUUUCCAUCUCUGGGCUAAUAGCAUCUGUGUGGCUGUCGUCGCGUACAUAAAAAGUAUUUUCUGCUGCUGCACAUAGAUCUACCGUAUUUUUCGCCCUAUAGGACGCACUUUUUCCCCUCCAAAAAUGAAGGGGAAAUAUGUGUGCGUCCUAUGGGGCGAAUGCAGGCUUUCGCUGAAGCCUGGAGAGCGAGUGGGGUUGGUGCGCACCGACCCCUCUCGCUCUCCAGGCUUCGCGGACCUCUCCGCAAGCAGCGGGAGCCAGCGCUGGGCUCCCACGGCUUGCAGAGAGCUGCCUGUUUGGGGGCUGGGGUCGGGGGAAGCUCAUGCCUCCCCUGCCCCAGCCCCGCGCCUGGGGGGGAAAAUAAUUUUUUCCCCUUUAUUUCCCCCCCAAAAAAACUAGGUGCGCCUUAUGGGACGGUGCGUCCUAUAGGGCGAAAAAUACGGUAGUUUAAACACAUGCGUUUGGGGCUUGCGUGGCAAACCGUAGCAUUGAGAUUUCUCGCUGGGAUGACUGAAAGCCUUAACCUGUUGGAACCCCAAGCAAUUGCUAAGGCAGCCACCUCCAACCUUUCUCCUUCAGAUGUUUAGGACCUUGUUUUCUCCUGCUCUGGAAGGUAGGACUCGAACCAGUGGCUUCAAGCUCCAAGAAGAGAGAAUCCCACUAAACAUCAGGGAAAACUUUCUGACACUAAGAGCUGUUCGUCGGUGAAACGCUCUCCCUCUGGAGGUUGUGGGCUCUCCUUCCUUGGAGAUUUUUAAGCAGAAGUUGGAUGGUCAUCUGUCAUGGAUGCUUUAGCAGAGAUUCCUGCAUUGCAGGGGGUUGGACUAGAUGACCCUUGGGUCCCUUCCAACUCUACAAUUCUAUGAUAAUUCUCAUCACCCCGGCCAGCAUGUGAUGGUGGGAGGUCACUACAAACAUCUGGGGAGCACCAGGUUGGGGAAGGUUAUUCUAAGAUUUGUUUGUUAGUUUAAUGUGUUUUUCUGGCUUAGCUUCUGAUGAUAUUGUUGUUACCCUCUCUCAGAUCAAAAACCUAAAAUCAAAGUUUAAAUAGGAAAGGAAGCAGCUUUGGUUGGGCAUCCAAAAUAGCAAAUCAAGCACAUCUCUCUUCCCCUUCCUGCGUGUUUUAAUGUUCCUGGUUUUUGAAAUGGUUGUUUUUGCCCUGAGGCUAAGUGGAACGAAAUUGCUCAUAGGCAGACCAGUCACUGCGUAGGGAAAAUAGCAGUAUGUGGUCAGAGAAAGUAUUUUAUCUUCUGCAAACUCCUUUCCGGUUGGCUUUUGAGCACCUACUUUGCUCUGUCUAGUUGCUUGCGUUCAAUCAGACUAUAGCCCAUAACUUAAACCAAGUAACAGAUUUGAUUUUAGCACCCUGAAAGACCUAAACUUUGAGAUGGGAGGUGGAAGAGGAAGUUUCUGCAAUGCAAACUCUCACUAGUGUUUUAAGGUGAAUGUUUUGAUUGGGCUAAGGGGAGUUUUUCACCCCCAAAUGAUAUUUUUAAAUUGUUUUGCACGUCUGCAAACCUUAGGGUUCAUCUAGUAUGUGUGGGGUGCUGUUUUGGCUACAUAAUCGAUGGCACACACUUCUGUACAUGGCAAAUAGAGGAAAAUUGGGUUUCCCAAACAUGGGUCUCCAGCUGUUUUUGGACUACAACUCCCAUCAUUCCUAGCUAGCAGGACCAGUGGUCAGGGACGAUGGGAAUAGUAGUCCAAAAACAGCUGGAGAACUAAGUUUGGGAAACCCAAUAUAAUUGUUCUCUCUAUUUGCCCUGAAUUAUAUGCUCUCUCUCUCUCUCAAAUGUAGGUUUAAAUUUCUUUCAAAACCUUGAAUGUGGCCUAUCCAAAGCCCGUCGUCGUCCCCUGCAAAAAAUGGGUUAAGGCUAAAUCUCUCCAGCUGACUUCGAAGUUUUAAAACUGGGCUUUCUAUUUUCUCCUCCUUCUACGUACCUUUCUGUUUAUCUCACCUAGGCUUAAUGUCACCUUAUGUGCCUGAUUAUUCAGAAAUAGCAUAUUUCAAUGCCAGAAGUGUUAGAGCUGGAUCACAUGAUCCUUUCAAGUUGCUUGCUUGUUUCCCUCCACCCUUGUUUUAACCCAUGAAGGUUGUUCCAUUUGCCUGGGCAACACAAUGCAGGAUCUACAGCAACUGUCACCUGCUGAAUUUUCACUGUGGCUGAGAUCUGCGAGUUGCAAGCACGCAGAAGGAUCUCCAUGAAUCGGGGGAGGGGAGAGCUGAACAUAACAUGUUAAUUAUGUCCCGUCCCCCCCUCAAUUUUUGUUAGUUAAGAAAAAAAAUCCAUGGUUUAAACCAGGAGGAUAACGAUCUGUUAGCCAAAGAUCCAUAUACAGUGGUACCUUGGUUCUCAAACGCCUUGGUACUCAGAGAACUUGGAACCCAAACGCUGCAAACCCGGAAGUAAGUAUUCCGGUUUGCGAGCAUUUUUUGGAAGCUGAACAUGCUCUGUUUUGAGUGUUACAUUUCCGUUUUGAGUGCCAUAUUCCCAUUUUGAGUGUUACUCUAAGGUCUGUCUAUUGUUGCUAUUUAUGUUGUGUUUUUGUUUUUGCGCCUUUUUUGUUUUGUUUUUGUGGCUGUGUGGAACCCAGUUCAGCUACUGAUUGAUUGUGUGACUGCAGUACAUUGUUUACUGCUUUCAUUUCAUGGAUCAAUGGUCUCGUUAGACGGUAAAAUUGAUGUUAAAUUGCUGCUUUAGGGGUUGUUUUUAAAAGUCUGGAACGGAUGAAUCCAUUUUGCAUUACUUUCUAUGGGAAAGCGCGCCUUGGUUUUGGAACGCUUUGGUUUUGGAACGGACUUCCGGAACGGAUUAAGUUUGAGAACCAAGGUACCAUUGUAUAAAAAUGCCCAGGCAGCACAACUCUAUGCAGGUUUCUUUGGCAGUAAGUUUCGCCACGUUUAUUGGAGCUUGUUCACUCAGGUUUACGCAAAUUGCAGCCCUUUGUGCUGAACACUGUGCCCACCAUGUAAUGUAACCUGCUAGGUGCUUGAUAACCACCCACACAAAUGAGUGUGCAUGUGUGUGUGUGUGUGUGUGUGUGUACACACCCAUUUUGUAGUCCCAAAUAAGACCUCCCUUCUCCUUCCCACUUUCCAUGUCCAUCUUGGUAGGUCAAACACACCACUCGACAACAUCUGUGAAAAUAGCCAGCACAUUGAAUACGUUUGCUUGCUGCCACAAUUGAGGUGGCUUCCUGUGACAGCAGGGACACUUUUUAAGAAUUCGGGGCUCUCGGCAAAUUUUAAAUAGAAAAAAGCUAUAUAUUUAAAGAGACUUUGUUGACGUUAUACUGUUUUUGUUCUGCAUCUUACAGUAUAGCAGCAUUGUCAACCCAGCUUCACUCUUUUCGGCAAAAUGGACAUGUUCCUUAAGUGUGCACACUUAACACAUAAUAAUAAUAAUAAUAAUAAUAAUUUAUUAUAAUGAUAAUUUGCUAUUUAUACCCCGCCCAUCUGGCUGGGUUUCCCCAGCCACUCUGGGCGGCUCCCAACAGAAUGUUAAAAACACGAUAAAACAUCAAACAUUAAAAACUUCCUGAAACAGAGGUGCCUUCAGAUGUCUUCUGAAAGUCAGAUAGUUGUUUAUUUCCUUGACAUGACUUCAUUUAGUUGUUUAAUAGCAUUGUCACCCAGCUGUUUGAGCCAGGGAGUUGGCCAGAAAUAUAGAUAUUACAGAGGAGACUUACCACACACCGUGUGCUGCCUAACUCAUCCUAUUAAAUGACUCUCUAGUUUUACUACUUUGCCUGCCUUUGAAAAUCUUGCAAGAAAUGCUCUCUGCUGUGUACCUGUUAGUUUCAGCUUUCUUUUGUUUGUUUUUUAAAGCAAGCCUCUGGUCCUCAUGGUUCAACAGAGUUCAUCUCGCAACCACAGCCCUUCCUCCUCAAUGUCCUCAGAUGAUUCUUUUUAGCGCUAAAACUAAUCAGACAGGUUCCUGUUAAGCAAUUAACCAGCUGAGCAGAAAGAGGAAUGGUGCUUCUCCCAAAGAUUAAUUCUCUCUUCAAACACACACACACAAAAGUUUAACCCCUUCCUUCUUCCUUCUCCUCCUGUUUUAUUUCAUUUGGAGAGAGGCAAGAAGAGAGCUAUCUACAAAGAUGAUGAUGAUGAUGAUGAUGAUGAUAAAAGGCCCUGAAUUCUCUGGAAGACUCUGGCUGUGUUCUGCUUGUUGUUGUUUAGUCGUUUAGUCAUGUCCGACUUUUCAUGCCCCAUGGAAGUCCUAUCCACAGCCCCUGUGCAACAUUCAGUGGACUUUGUUGUUGUUGUUUAGUCGUUUAGUCGUGUCCGACUCUUCGUGACCCCAUGGACCAGAGCACGCCAGUCACUCCUGUCUUCCACUGCCUUCAGUUUGGUCCAACUCAUGUAGGUAGCUUCGAGAACACUGUCCAACCAUCUCGUCCUCUGUUGUCCCCUUCUCCUUGUGCCCUCCAUCUUUCCCAACAUCAGGGUCUUUUCCAGGGAGUCUUCUCUUCUCAUGAGGUGGCCAAAGUAUUGGAGCCUCAGCUUCAGGAUCUGCCCUUCCAGUGAGCACUCAGGGCUGAUUUCCUUCAGAAUGGAGAGGUUUGAGCUUCUUGCAGUCCAUGGGACUCUCAAGAGUCUCCUCCAGCACCAUAAUUCAAAAGCAUCAAUUCUUCGGCGAUCAGCCUUCUUUAUGGUCCAGCUCUCACUUCCAUACAUGUGUUCUGCUUAGAUACGGUUUUAAGGGGGAAUUGUUUGCUAGUUUUUAAUUAAAGGAAAAUAUAUCAGGAGGGGAAACUGUGGCAUUGAGCCAGGGCCCCUUUGCAGACAUCCUGCUGAAAAUGUCCCAUUUAGCAACCCUUUAGCUCAGUGUUUCCCAAACUUGGGUCUCCGGCUGUUGUUGGACUACAACUCCCAUCAUCCCAAACUAGCAGGACCAGUGGUCAUGGGUGAUGGGAUUUGUAGUCCAAAAACAGCCCGAGACCCAAAUUUGAAAAACCCUCCUUUAGCUAUCAUGGCUAACAGCCACUGACGUAACCUCAACUCCUUUGUGAAUUUGUCUGAUCUUUUUUUUAAAAGCAACCGAAUGCAGCUGGGCAUCCCCAUUGAAUGUGUGAACGCUAGAGACAGGGACUUUUCCACCACCCAGCUUCCAUGUGUUUGAGUGAGAAGCAGAGAGAGUUCAGAGGCCAAACAGUUCUUGCAUUGAACGAGGGCUGGACUAGUUGACCUUCUCUUACUAUGGUUACCUAUGAAUCUAUGCAGUGUUUGGGAGGAACUCCCUCACUCGAAAGGCAGGCCAGCAUGGAAAGCAUUGGACAAGAGUUGGCACUUUGAGUCACGACAGCAUGAUGUGAGGUCCUGCUCCAGAACAGGGCUGUUGUCAUUUGCCUUCCCUAAACGGCCUCGGUCCUGUAUACCUGAAGGAGCGUCUCCACCCCCAUCGUUCAACCCAGACACUGAGGUCCAGCUCUGAGGGCCUUCUGGCGAUUCCCCCCCUGCAAGAAGUGAGGGAACCAGGCAGAAGGCCUUCUCGGUGGUGGCACCCGCCCUGUGGAACACCCUCCCAUCAGAUGUCAAGGAAAUAAACAGCUAUAUUACUUUUAGAGAACAUCUGAAAGCAGCCCUGCUUAGGGAAGUUUUUAAUGUUUGAUGUUUUAUUGUGUUUUUAAUAUUCUGUUGGGAGCUGCCCAGAGUGGUUGGGGAAACCCAGCCAGAUGGGCGGGGGUAUAAAUAAAUUGUUGUUGUUGUUGUUAAAUCCUGUGAUUCUCAGGAACCAAGGAGGCAGGAACAAUACGGAGCAAAACCAAGAGAUUUUUCCUGAUGCUGAGCAGUAAAGUGUCAUGCUUGGUCUCAUGCACACAGAUCAGGCUCAGCCCCAAGUAGCAAUGCAAAAUGCGCCAGGUGAGCAGUUGAAACUUCUAAUUCUUUAAGCUGGAGCUCACCCUAGGACUGUAUCUAGUCGAGCUCACAUCCCUCCUUGUGAUAGCCUCAUCUUUUUCAAAGCCAUUCCUGUGCAAGCCCCUUUUCUUUUUCUUUUAAGGCUAACAGCCACAGGCUGUGUGUCUGUUUCAAGUUCAGCAGAGUUCACAUAAGAUUUGCACCUGCGUCUGAAAACGAUUGUUUCGCGGUCCUUGGAAUCGGCCCGUAGGGGACGUUCUGCUUGGCUCCAGAAUGACAGCUUGACUUUGGCUGCAGAAAAGGAUGGAUCCCACAUUUUGUUUUGUUGUUUUGUUCAACGGAAGAACUGUUCAGAGAAUUUAGAAGCGUUGGUGCGAAGAUGGUUGCAAGGGAUUGGGGAUCACUGUUUCCGCCUCCCUCUCUUCCUGCCAAGGCUAUCGUGAUUUGUAAUAAUCAGAACUUUUGGAAGCCCGGUUCAUGCUUGAAUAAAUUGAACAGAGCGCAUGUCUGUGACACAGUGUCUUCUUUGAGAUGUGAAACUGCGGCGUCCGGCCUUCGCCAGAGGCCCAUUCACUUGAAAGUGGGAUCGGAGGGUCUCAGAUGUCAGGGUCCCCUCCUUUUAGGAUUGGGGCUGGAAGCAGUUCAAAGGAAAGAGAUAUAAAUAUAUUUUGUCACAGGCGGUGGACGUGCUAAACUUGUUGCAAACUUGAACCAUGCCUUGAGAUAAGCUUGACUCUGAGAUCGUCAUUAGCCAAAGCAGUGUAUUGCCUUGAAAUCCCUGAAGAAACCUUGGGUUUCUAGGUAUUAAUCAUAGUUUGGGGAAGAAAAAUAAUCUGUGGGUGUGGGGACUGUAAACGUAGCAAUCACAAUGAACACUCUCCCCCCACCUCCCCCCACCCUACUUUAGAUGAAUCAACAAAUGGCACUGCUUGUGUUUAUUCAGAGCCGAACUGGGGAAGAGUUCACACACACACAUGCUUAUUCAAUUUUUUAUGACCGACGCAGCAUCAUGGUAUACUUGUGAGAAACAGUCAUCUAGGGCUAGGUGAGGCAUCAAUAUAUCUUCCAAAAACCGGUUUGAAGUUCAUAUCGUGAUUUCAUAGUUUUUGACCUAACAAUAUAUUGCAAAUCAUGAUGUUUGUUAGGGCUGGGUGAUAUAUAAUCCAAAACCAGUUUGAAGUCCAUAUCAAGAUAUUGGUUAAAAAAUUUCUGACCUACUGCAAAUCGCGAUGUAUUAGGGUGUGUGUGUGAUGCAAAAUGCACAAUAUGGGAAAAACCGUGAAGCUGGCUGAUGGCCUCUACAUAGCUCUAUCUAUCUAUCAUCUAUCUAUCUAUCUAUCUAUCUAUCUAUCAUCUAUUAUCUAUCAUCUAUCUAUCUAUCUAUCUAUCUAUCUAUUUUUUUUUAUAAUUGAUAUUUAUUAAGUUUUCAAAGAAUAACAACAAAAAUUUCCAAAAAAAAUUUGAGGAUACAAAAAACAAAAAUAGUACAUAAACAAAAAAGAAAAGAAAACCCAGCCGCAAAGAAAGAGAGAAAAAAAAAAAAAAGAAAAACAGAAGAACAAAAAUAUAAAGUCCUUUACAAUCUCUAUUGACUUCCUUUCUAGACUUCCUCCUCCUCCCCUCUCUUGUUUCUUAAUUUUUAAUUUUUACAGCAAAUCCUUUCUGUUUUUUCAUAACAAUCUGUCAUUACGUUUCCUUAUUCUAUUUUCCCUCUUGUCAUAUAAAAACUUUAAGACUCAUAGCUUAUAUUCAAUAUUUACCAAAUUCUUACAUCAUUACCUUUUUACGAAUCAUUUACCAAUCCUUACUUAAGCCAUGUAAUUUCAUUCAACAUCCUUCAAACAUUUGUAAGCAUUCCCAAUAUUAAAAAUAAAAAGGAAAAAAUAAUAAGUCAAAUUCAGCUUCCAACCUCCCUCCCCUGGACCCGGGAUUGUCAGUCCUUUUAACCUCGAUAAUCCGGCUCCUUAACCUGGUUGUCUCGUGUCCGAGGCCCUCAAGUCUCUUUCUUGCCCCUUUCGCCACUCUUGUUGAUGAUUCCCUUCCAGUCGUGGAUGCUCCAGCAAGAAAAUGCUUUUGACCCUUUGCAGCAAGUCCAUCCCAAACCCAUUGCCCAAGCCAGACAGCAAAUAAUACCACUUCAAAUUUCCACAAAGCUUGGAGACUUCGGCUACUCCAAUCCUCUGAUAGCCCAUCACUAGACUCAGAAGGUCCAAAUAACCAUAUGGAGGGGGGUCGAUCCAUCCCCCCCAUUUCCAAAUCUGACCACAUUUCAUCUUUCCGAAUCUGGUUUGUCCCAAGUUCAUUUAUCAAGUUCAAAGGCUGAUCUUGCCCGUCCAAAGGUCCCUCCAUCUCUGAAGCCUCCCUCACUACAGCAGGUUCAUAUGCUUGUAUAGCCUUUAACUGGAUUUCAUUUGUUUGCUGCUGUGCUCUGGUAACUUCCAUCAUCAAGGUCGUCUCCUGACGCAUCUGGUCCAGCUGGGCACUUAGUUUUGAAAAACCUUCCAGGAACAAUUGUUCAAGCCUUUGUACUAGCAUUGUCCUUCAAGGUCGAAGAAAAUUCUUUCCCACGACAAUAGUCCAAUAGUCCUUCUCUUUUAAUCUCUCUGCGUUGCAAUUUCACUAAAUUCCACUAGAUGGAAAUUUUUUUUUUAAAAGGAAUAAAAGCAACAGCAACAAUCUUUCUUUUCCAGAAACACUUUCUCCAAAAUUCCCCUUCCAAAUUCAAGAGGCAACAGUAGAAUCAAAAUGUUACCCUUCUUUUAACUAACUGUCGAGCUGGAUAAACUUCAGAACGUCAAUUCUGACAGCCCGCUCCUGGUUCAGGGCGGUGGAAAAUUGCUUUAUUUUAAACUCACUUCCGCAGGAUUGAAAAGUCCAAAUACAACCCCUUCUUCUCCUGCAGUCAAAGGGGGGGUUCAGAAAUCUUAGAUGUUGAAUUCUAGUUCUCUUAGAAUUUAAUUUUCAAGCUUUAGUAUAUUUUGUCUUUGCUUUCUUCACGUAACAAAAGAACGGAAGGCGACUUCCUGUUUAGACCUUCCCGUUCCGAGUCCCAAUUAAGUUCAAUUUCAAGUCCAAUAUUAUUUGUUUAUUCACCAGUCUUAAAAGUGGUUCAACUCUUCCAAGAUCAGGUACUCACGGAUAGAUAUUUUAGAUGCCAAAUUGUCCAGGAAAAGGCAGCGCUCUCCGAUAACGGCAGUGCGGCUUUGCUGCACGGAGGUAGCAGUAGACUCGCAGCAGAACGCACCACCCAUUCCGGAGCCCGAUACCGGGCUCCAGUACAAGUGGAGAGAGCCCUCAUGGUGACCGCAGAGUCCCACGUCCACAGGCUUCUUCCGCCUGUGGUUUUUAAGGGUCCCCGCUGCGCCGUAGCGGCAGGACCCAAGCCUCCGUGCAGCGGGUUCCCUUCAGUCCGAAGGGAAUUCCGCCAUUUUCCGGAAGUCCCCUAUCUAUCUAUCUAUCUAUCUAUCUAUCUAUCUCUCUAUCUAUCUAUCAUCUAUCUAUCUAUCAUCUAUCAUUUAUUUAUUUAUUUAUUUAUUUAUUUAUUUAUCUAUCAAUCUAUCUAUCUAUCUAUCUAUCUAUCAUCUAUCUAUCUAUCUUUCUCAGUAUGUUUAGCUGGCGAUGAAUCACAAAGUUGAAAACCAGCUCCAUCCUUUUUUCAGAUAUUGUGAUAUAGCAUUGUGAUAUAUCACUGUAUGCUUGUGAAACAUGUAACACUUAUAAAUGCCAUCUCCAACUCCUUGGAAGAUUCCAUCAACGGUGUCUCUGAAAAUUUUUACACAUCACUUGGGAAGACAGGCAGACUAAUGCCAGUGUACUGGAAGAAGCAAAGAUCACCAGUGUCGAAGCAAUGAUUCAACAUCAACUUUGUUGGACUGGUCAUGUUGUGCGGAUGCCUGAUUAUUGUCUUCCAAAGCAACUACUCUAUUCCAAACUUAAAAAUGGAAAGCAUAAUGCUGGUGAUCGACAAAAGAGGUUUAAAGACUCUCUCAAGACAAGUGUUUAAAAAAUGUAGUAUAAACACCGACAACUGGGAAACACUGGCCUGCGAGUGCUCCAUUUGGAGAACAGCCUUUUGCAAAGAUGUCAUGGGCUUUGAAGAUGCUUGAACUCAGGACGAAAGGGAGAAACAUGCUAAGAGGAAGGCACACUUGGUCAACCCUCACCGUGAUCACCUCCCGCCCAGAAACCUAUGUCCCCACUGUGGAAGGACAUGUGGAUCCAGAAUUGGCCUCCACAGUCACUUACGGACUCACUGUUAAAACUGUGUUUAUGGAAGACAAUCUUACUUGGCUACGAGUGAUCACCAAAGAAGAAGAAGAAGUUAUAUCAGCAUAGCACAAUGUUUAGCUGGCGAUGUAUCACAAAGUUGAAAAAACCAGCUCCAUCCUUAUUUCAGACAUUGUGAUGUGUUGGUAUAUUGUGACGUUUAGCUGGCGAUAGACUGCGAUGUUGAGAAGCAGAUAUCGCCCAGCCCUACAGGCAUCCCAGAUCAGAAUGCGGCAGGUGGAGUUUCCCUAUUGGCUGCGCAAUGACGGGUGAUGGAUGAACCCUUUUUUAGAAAGAAAGAAAGAAAGAAAGAAAGAAAGAAAGAAAGAAAGAAAGAAAGAAAGAUGUGCUAAAAGCUCACUGGAGAUAGAAAACUAGAAUACUUGGGUCAAAGGUGUGGGACAAAAUAAUAAUAAUAUAAUAAUAUCAUCUUUUCAUUUGCAAGUUGUUUUUCAUGUUGACAGGCACUCCAAACUGAAGGCCCCCCCAUCACCACAUACAGGCUGAAGUGAUGCCGUCCAUUCUUCCAACUGAGUGGUCCAUCACUUCAUUCCCUUGCAUGUGUAGACGAGCCUUUAAGGAAGCUAGUUUGCGGGUUUGAGCCGCAAGUACCGUAUUUUUUGCUCUAGAAGACUCACUUUUUCCCUCCUAAAAAGUAAGGGGAAAUGUGUGUGCGUCUUAUGGAGCAGAUGCAGGCUGCACAGCUAUCCCAGAAGCCAGAACAGCAAGAGGGAUUGCUGCUUUCACUGCGCAGCGAUCCCUCUUGCUGUUCUGGCUUCUGAGAUUCAGAAUAUUUUUUUCUUGUUUUCCUCCUCCAAAAACUAGGUGCGUCUUGUGGUCUGGUGCGUCUUAUAGAGCGAAAAAUACGGCAAUCCUGCGAUUAGUCAUCAAAUGAGACAUACCAAGGGAUGCAGGUGUGUGCGCAUGUGUGUGUGAAUCAGUCCCAACUUGUUGUGGUUCAAAGCUAAAUAGCAAAUACGAGGAGAUGGGCGUUCCAGAGUCCAAUUUACUUCCCCGGGCAAAGUAAUUAUAGGACAGGUUCAUUUACUCAGUACUUUACGUUCUGGUGCUGCAAUUCGGUUUUUGUGGGGGCCUUCAUAAGCGCUCUCUGAAUCAGGUGAGUCUCAAAGAGCCAUCCGGUUGCAUUCAAUACUUGACCUACCCAAUAAUAAUGUGAAUAAUGAGUUUCCAUUUGAAAAAUGGCAAAGAGGUGUGUGUAGCAAGGUAAAAACAACAACAACACCAGGAGUUUGGGAAAUUAUUCCUUUUCCUUUUGGGGCUUCUGGUGUCAUGUAGCUUAAGCGAUUUUUUUUUGGCUUGUUGAGAAAAUGUGUGAGUUGAUGGCUUUCUAACCAGCUACAGGCAAUGUCUCUUAGUCUGAAGUUUAAUUCUGGACUCUUAAGUAGUUUUUUAUUAGUAGUGAAAAAAUAUCUUUAAGCUUGUAGAAGCCCACUUUUCCUCACUGUUGAAAUGAACCUGUUUUUGCUGCUUAACAACAAAAAGAGAAGGGUGGUUGAUCAGAGGGGUCAAAGUUCAGUUCAAAGGUAUUGAUUCUCUAUUAGUUCCAUUUUACCAGAUCAGCUCUUUUACUAAUGGACAAGCUUUUCUGACAGCAAUCUAAACUCCACUUUUUACAAACAGUGAAGAAAAGGGUGAAAGGCAAACACAACAUUUGUGUACCGUUCGGUGGAACCUCUCCCUGUGUCGCUCCCAAACCAUUCCCCUGAAAGAAACAACACAUAGUCUCAACACCCGAAACCUCCCACCCACCCCCUUCAGUGCUUCGUUUGUGACCAGUGUAGACGUGUGGAUAACAGUCCCGUUGGGAGAGUUCAUAGAAUUGUGGACCCGAAGAGUCAUCUAGUCCAACACCAUGCAAUGCAGAAAACUCAGCUAAAGCAUCCAUGCUUUUGUGUGUGUCCUGUGUAUUGUGAGUUGUUGUUGAUGAUAAUAAUAAUAAUAAUAAUAAUAAUAAUAUUAAUAAUAAUAAUACCCCACCCAUUUGGCUGGGUUUCCCCAGUUACUCUGGGCAGCUUACAGCAUAUAUAGGUAAAGCUAAAGGGACCCCGACAGUUAAGUCCAGUCGCGAAUGACUCUGGGGUUGCGGCGCUCAUCUUGCUUUAUUGGCCGAGGGAGCCGGCGUACAGCAUCUGGGUCAUGUGGCCAGCAUGACUAAGCCACUUCUGGCGAACCAGAGCAGCGCACGGAAACGCCGUUUACCUUCCCGCCGGAGCAGUACCUAUUUAUCUACUUGCACUUUAACAUGCUUUUGAACUGCUAGGUUGGCAGGAGCAGGGACUGAGCAACGGGAGCUCACCCCAUCACAGGGAUUCGAACCGCCAACCUUCUGAUCAGCAAGCCCUAGGCUCUGUGGUUUAGACCACAGCGCCACCCGCGUCCCUAUAGCAUAUAUAAAAACAUAGUAAAACUUCAAGCAUUAUAAACUUCCUGAUACAAGGCUGCUUUCAGAUGUCUUCUGAAAGUUGUGUAGUUCUUUAUCUCCUUGACAUCCGAUGGGAGGGCGUUUCACAGGGCGAGCGCCACUACCCAGAAGGCCCUCUGCCUGGUUCCCUGUAACCUUGCUUCUCGCAGGGAGGGAACCACAAGAAGGCCCUCGGAGCUGGACCCCAGUGUCUGGGCUGAACGAUGGGGCUUUAAAGGUCAACACCAGCACUUUGAACUGUGCUCGGAACUGUACUGGGACCCAGUGUAGGUCUUUCAGGACCGGUGUUAUAUGGUCUCGGCGGCCACUCUCAGUUACCGGUCUCGCUGCUGCGUUCUGGAUUAAUUGUAGUUUCCGGGUCACCUUCCAAGGUAGCCCCAUGUAGAGCGCGUUGCAGUAGUCCAAGCGGGAGAUAACCAGAGCAUGCACCACUCUGGCAAGACAGUCUGCGGGCAGGUAGGGUCUCAGCCUGCAUACCAGAUGGAGCUGGUAGACAGCUGCCCUGCAUGCAAAACUGACCUGGGCAGAAUUGAUCUUGUUGCUUUUGUGGGGGUGUGGGGGUGUAAAUACUGUAUCGAUAGGGUGUGGCGAAUGUGGAAUGAAUGCAUAUGAAGAGAGACCAAGCACAUUUCUCUCGAUUUCUCUCUAGAUCUUUCUUUUCUUUUCUUUCUUUCUUUGCUUUUCUUUUUUAUUCUUCCACAACUUGAACCAGCAAUUCCUCUUAGAAUUCCCACCAGUGCAUGGAAAUGACAUUAUUAUGGGGAAUAUAUAAAUCAGCAUCUUCCUAGAAGUGCUGACUUCACUGUUCCCUCAGCAACGCAGGCGGGGGGUGGGACGGGACAGGAACCUUCAGAUGAUGAGACGUGUGGCAUGUACUUAGGGCUGGGUUUUUUAUAUUAAAAAAAACCCUUCCAUUUAUAUUUGGCUUUUCUGAAAUUGGUCUUAUUAUAUUCCUGGGUGGGGGUUGUGAAGUAAUAAUAAAAAACACCACUUGUCCCCCCUCCUCCUCCCAUGAUGGUGAUGGAUCUGUAUGUCAAAUACAGCAGGAGUGAGAUGACAUGACAGUUGCCGCGGCAACACCUCCAACUCUAUAAAAAUAGGACAGAGAUGGGACUUCACGACAGUAGAUCACACAGAAUUUCCCGAGCUGAUGCAUUACGGUUGGCCUCACUGCCAAAGCAAUUGUGAGGCCUUUCUGGUGCCUCCGAUGAGGGACAGCAGACAUUUGGUUCAUCCUGAAAAGGUCUAAACUUCAAGGGUCUUGCAGAGGCAAGCUAUAUGUGGACCCCAAGCAAUUUAUCUGUACAAUCAGAAUGAAUUUCAGGAACCCAAAAGUCGUACUGAAAAAUGCAACUUUUGACUGGCCCCAAAAUGGUCACCCUGGUUUAAGAAGCCAUUUGGCGCCUAGCUUACAGAUCUGAGUUUCUAACACUGUUUCUAGCCGAGAGGUGCUUGUGAGAUGUUUUACUCUAGGUUCAAUCACCCCCUUACCCUCCCCUCCAUCCCAUUUUCUUACCUUGAUUUUUUUUCGACUUCUGCUUGCUCCCUGCUCCCUUUCCGCCCCCCUCAGAAGCUGGCUGGCUCCGACCCGGUGGUCCACUGCCCGCCUAUCCCUCCUGUUGAGAAGCCCGCUGGUACCACAAUCGGAAAUGGAUCACUUCGAGCGCAGUGACAGCCCGCCACGAAAAAGCUUGCAGGGUGCGAGGGGGACCAGGGCGAAGGGGAAGGGAGGCGAGGGAGGAGCGGGCCACUCCAGUGCCUUUUUUCCCUAGGAAAAUAGCACUGCAUAUGCAGUUACAUAACAUCCAGGCCUGUCCUAAGUACAGUGGUACAGUGGUGCCUCGCAAGACGAAAAGAAUCCGUCUCUUCGUCUUGCGGGUUUUUUCGUCUUGCGAAGCAAGCCCAUUAGCGGUUUAGCGGUUUAGCGGAUUAGCGCUACAGUAUUAGUGGCUUAGCGGGCUUAGCGGAUCAGCGGGCUUAGCGAUCAGCUGUUAAGCGGCUUAAAGAUCAGCUGAUAAGCGGCUUAACGAUCAGCUGAUAAGCGGCUUAGCGAUCAGCUGUUAAGCGGCUUAGCCGAUCAGCUGAUAAGCGGUUUAGCGGCUUGGGAGAAAGGGGGGGGAAAGGGAAAAAACCCCGCAGAAACUCGCAAGACAUUUUCGUCUUGCGAAGCAAGCACAUAGGAAAUUCGUUUUGCGAAGCACCUCCAAAACGGAAAACCCUUUCGUCUAGCGGGUUUUCCGUCUUGCGAGGCAUUCGUCUUGCGGGGCACCACUGUACCUCGGUUUACGAACGGUCCUGUUUACGAACUAUUCAGUUUACGAACUCCGCAAAACCAGAUGUAGUGUUUGCAAACUUUACCUCAGUCUACGAACGGAAGCUGAAUGGUGGAAGGGCACCGGCAGCAGGAGGUCUCAUUAGGGAAAGCACUCCUCAGUUUAAGAACGGAUUUGGUUUACUUAAAUAUCUUUUUAAGUUCAUUAUAAAUUAAUUCCCAGAAUCUUUUAACCUUGUCACACCACAUAUGAAAGUACACUUUUCCCAAAAGACCAGAGGCAUUUCUGCUAGGUCUAGUGGGAAGAGAGAUUAAAAUAAAAGAUCAGAAUUUGUUUAUGUAUGCCACAGCUGCCGUGAGAACUCUACUGGCCCAAAAAUGGAAAACACAAGAUUUACCAACCAUUCAGGAGUGGCAGGUGAAGAUGACAGAUUUUGCGGAACUUGCCAAAUUGACAGGGAGGAUCUGGGACCAAGAGGACCAGAGAUACAAUAACAACUGGAGUAAAUUUAUUGAAUAUUUAAAGGAGAACUAUAAAAGUCUAAAGACACUAGCAGGACUGGUAUAAUACCUUCAAUGUAAAAUAGUAGUGUUAUGACAAUAAUAUACGCGAUAAGUAUGUGAUGUAUAUACCAGCUGAGGGGAGGGAGGGAAGUCAAGACUCGGCAGAGUCAAAGGGAUUAUAUUGUGAUAAUAAGGAUUGUUGGAAAAAGGAUUAUAUGAAGAAAAUAAUAAAAAUUCAUUUCAAAAAAGAAAGAACGGAUUUGGUUUAAGAACUGGACUUCAGGGACGGAUUAAGUUCGUAAACCGAGGUACCGCUGUAUUGCAGUCAACGGAGAUAUACCAGAGGCUUCGUGGUAGGCUAGAGGGGGUGGCCAAUAUUGGGAUCCUUCCGUUCCGAAUAUCUGACCCUCAGAGCAGCUUCAAGACGCUGUUUCAGAGCUUCUUUUUUAUAAUUUUUAAAAUUAAUUUUAACAUAUAAAUUAUAAAAUGUACCACAGAACUUAUCACUUAUACAAUCUUUUUGGACUUCCAUCAGCACCUCUGAUGAUCCACCAUUUUAACCACUUCUUAUGCAUUUCUUAACUUUAUAUUGCCUUUACAUCUCUUAACAAAUCAUCCUCCCCCUUGUCCAUUUUUACAAUACUUCUAAUAAUACUCCUCACAAAACUUCUUGCAACCCUACAAAUGUCAUCUGUUCUUCACAAUUACUUUUCAAAUAGUCCGUAAAUUUACAGUCUUCCGUGAAUUUCUGGUCUCGCCAGUUUCGAAUCCUUCCUGUUAGUUUAUCUAAUUCUGCAUAGUCCAUUAACUUCAUCCUCCAUUCUUCAAUCGACGGUAACUCUUCUUGCUUCCAUUUUUGGACCAAUAAUAUUCUUGCUGCUGUUAUUGCAUAUAAGAAGAGCUUACAUUCCUUUCUAUUUAUAUCACUCCCCCAAUGCCCAAAAUAGAAAUGCUUCUGGUUUCUUUAUAAAUGUAUAUUUCAACAUUUUUUUCAACUCAUUAUAUAUCAUCUCCCAGAAGCAUUUCACCUUUUUACAUUCCCACCACAUGUGAUAAAAUGUUCCCUCUUUUUCUUUACAUUUCCAACAUUUAUUACUUACUUGCUGUUUCAGAGCUUCAGUAGCAGCUCAGUCUCACAACCGCACAUAGCUGAACGUGGCUUUGAAUAUCACCUGGCCAUGCAACGCAGCAUCAUUUAUUUUUGCUCUCACGACGAAUACCUCAGAGUGCCCUGUGACUGGUCGUGCCAGAUUUUCAGGCGUUUUGACUGAAGAGGCAGCUGAGUGCUCCUUCAACGCACCUGCGCGUUUGACGAUCCUUUCAAGCACCAGGCCUUGCAAACUGCUUGGGGGGGGGAGGGGAAAUACUUGGAAACACUAUAGAGGAGGGGCAACCAACGCCAGCUUACAUUAGCCCCAGCUAGCAUAGCUGCUGGUAAGAGGCGGUGGGAGUUAUAGCGCAGCGCCACAUGAAAGGCCCCGGGAUGGUUUUCUCUGCUGUAAAGAGCCUCCAUUGAAUUUUUAUUUAUACUUUUCAAGUUUGCACAUUUCACUAACUUUAUACAUUGCAUUAAUUUCACAAUCAUUUUGACAUUUCAAAACUUGACUUCCUUCCCCCCCUUCUGCAAUUCCUUAAAUUUAUUUUUAAUAUCUUCUGCAUAUCCAAAUGAACCUAAUUUGCUCAUUUAUUCAUCUUCUUUAAAUAUAUGCUCUUAUGAAACUGCAGUUUAUUACAAUGCCAAUGUUCUUAUCUGUUUACAAUUUAUCUGUAAAUAUUCAGCAAACCAUUUCUAUUCUAUUUUUAAAAGUUGAUUUCUUAUUCGUCCGGCGAGUUUUUGCCAUUUCUGCAUAUUCCAUAAGUUUUUGUAUCCAUUCUUCCUUUGCUGGAACUACUACUACUACUACUUUUUCUUCUUCUUCUUCUUCUUCUUCUUCUUCUUCUCCUUCUUCUUCUUCUUCUCCUUCUUCUUCUUCUUCUUCUUUCCAUUUUUGGGCAAGUGUGCUGUAGUAGCAUACAUGAAUAAGCUUCUAUACAAUUUUUUAUAAUUCCCAAAAGAAAAGCUUCUGGUUGUUGUUUUUUACAAAGGUUAUUUUAAACAUCCUUUUCAUUUCAUUAAAUAUCUCAGGUGUGGAGGGAAAAUGUGGCAUGGAAAGUGUUCCCCCUGCUGGAGAAUACCCGAUUCUCAAAUUUCUCAAUAACUCGCAAAUUGUGAGGUGCUGUUGCUUGUGUUUCUCUAUGUUAGUCUGCACACUGAGAAACAGGGGCAGCAAAACAAAACGCCCUAUAGGACUAUGAAACAAAUUGUUGUUGUUUAGUCAUUUAGUCGUGUCUGACUCUUCAUGACCCCCUGGACCAGAGCAUGCCGGGCACUCCUGUCUUCCACUGCCUCCCGCAGUUUGGUCAAACUCAUGCUGGUAGCUUCGAGAACACUAUCCAACCAUCUCGUCCUCUGUCGUCCCCUUCUCCUUGUGCCCUCCAUCUUUCCCAACAUCAGGGUCUUUUCCAGGGAGUCUUCUCUUCUCAUGAGGUGGCCAAAGUACUGGAGCCUCAUCUUCCCGAUCUGUCCUUCCAGUGAGCACUCAGGGCUGAUUUCCUUCAGAAUGGAGAGGUUUGAUCUUCUUGCAGUCCAUGGGACUCUCAAGAGUUUCCUCCAGCACCAUAAUUCAAAAGCAUCAAUUCUUCAGCGAUCAGCCUUCUUGAUGGUCCAGCUCUCACUUGCAUACAUCACUACUGGGAAAACAAAUAGACGCUUUAAAAAAAGCACUUCUGCACUUAAUUACUCUGCUGUUACUCAUCUGUGGGAAGAAGGCUUUGCAUAUGAUUUUAUCACGUUUAAAUCCCACCCUUCCUCAUUGGUUAAUCUUCACAACAACAGGCAGGUUGGCUGAUAGAGACCGCCUUGCCUCGGCACAUCUACUCAGCUUCAUGCCUGAGCAGCGUGUUGAACUGAUCUCCCAGGCUUAUUUCUUUAUCUACCUAUUUACCAUCUAUCUCCUAGAAUCGUCGAAUUGUAGAGUCGGAAGAGACCCAAAGGUUUUCUGGUCUGAGCCUGUGCGAUGCAGGGAUCUCAACUAAAGCAUCCAUAACAGAUAUCGCUUCAUAUCCCAAAAGUUUAAUAUCCAAAAAUCUCAGCUGUGCAAGAAAAUAAAAGGAGAGCAGUGCCAACAACACAAAAAAGCAGGAUAAAAUGCAGUUCACUCUUUACACUAAAAUUAGGGUUGCCAUAUUUCAAAAAGUGAUCCUGGCAUAAAGGUUGGGGUUUUGUUUUGUUCUUUUGCUAAGUUGUUGAGCUCUUGUUUUGUUUUGCCCAAAGUUUUGAGCUUCUUCCUCUCUUUUUUUUGCAAAAUCUCAAAAAAAAAGAAAAAAGAUUUUGAGCAAUUUUUAAAGGGAAUUCCCCCCCCCCCCCCAAAAAAAAACUCCACUUCCAACAUGGGCUAGAUUUUCCUGGACAUUUUAAAUAGAAAAAUCUGCCCGGACGCUAUUAACAGCAGGUGAAAAUGUAGUACAGUGGUACCUUGGGUUACAUACGCUUCAGGUUACAUAUGCUUCAGGUUACAGGCUUCGCUAACCCAGGAAUAGUGCUUCAGGUUAAGAAUUUUGCUUCAGGAUGAGAACAGAAAUUGUGCUCCGGCGGCGCGGCAGCAGCAGGAGGCCCCAUUAGCUAAAGUGGUGCUUCAGGUUAAGAACAGUUUCAGGUUAAGAACGGACCUCCGGAACGAAUUAAGUAGUUAACCCGAGGUACCACUGUAUAUGCCGAAAACAUUACAUUGUUUCCCAUUACACAAUAUGUUUUACUUAAUCCUCUUGGUUUCAAUUGAGGGUAUUCAUCGCUUCCACUGAAGGCAUGCACCUGAGCUUUGGGUUGUGUACAGAGUUUAAGUAUCGCAACCACCACUGUUGCUUCAUAGUUAAGUGGGAAGGUCAGCAAGCAGCCCGGUGAUUCCUGAAGAGUUAUGCCACACGGGCGUGGUGCACAAAACGCAGAAGAGACAUUGCGAAGGUUGUUCUGUAGGGAACAGAAAAGGCACCCGGGCACUGACUCAUACACACCCCAAUUUUGUUUUUCACAGGACUUCCUAAAGGUCCCUGCCCAAAUCAGGCUGGUGCCACGGAAUGAGCAGAGCUCUUUUGUUAUUUUUUUGUAGAAAAUAAAAUAAAUAAACCAACUGGAAGCGAGCUUUUGAGCGUCACAGAACUCUUCGUCUGCGCGAAGGUGUUCGGCCUCAGCAGGAACUGCUUGUGUUUUCUUUCGAAACGAAAGCUACUGUAGAUGAACCCGUGGUCUGGCUUGGUAUCCUGUGUUCCUUUGUCAGUGGAACUGAAUUCUUUCUUACUGUUUUUUAGGAUGAAGGGUGAGCGCGAACACUGUACGGCAAUUUUAAGAGGGAACAAAGUGUUCCCCUUUGCUUGCAGGUUUCCCUUUCAGCUGGCUGCGGUUUGCUGACCACCUCUCCUACUGGAUGUUGUCACAGCUGCGGAGUUUGCUGAGGCAGGAUUAGUCCCCAGCGCUCUCUGCUAGACAUGUGACCUUUUGUACACUGUCCUCAUUUGACCCACCUUGGAUUGGGAUGAACCCAUGCUUUCUAAAAAUAGCACACCAGGCCCAGUAGGGAUUUGGUGGGCGGUUCAACAGAAAUACCUGUGGAAUCGCGGUGGAACGGGACUGAAAAUGCAGCCAACUAUUGUCUGCUCGUGAAAAAGGAGUACCUGUGCACAUAUAAGAAUUGUGUUAGGUUGAGUGUCUCCUGGCAGGAUUGCUUGCAGACAGCGAAUGUCCCUCAAAGAUAAUGUUCCGGGUUGGUAUCCCUGAUAGCGUUUGAGUGAAUUGGCACAAAGGUCUGGAAUGCUUUUGUUUCAAAGAGGAAUUGAUUUUUCUCUCUCUCUCUCUCAUUGAUCUCUCUCAUUCACAUGUGGAUUAUUUCUUCCUAAUUAGCAAAAUAGGAAGAGAGUGCCUUUUCUUAUAUAGACUCAGCAGGUCACUGCAUUUUGCAUCAUAGUUUUUUUUCUAAAGCCCCCCCCCCCCCCCAAUAUCAGAAACACGCUAUAUAGUAACUCAGAGCAGAGCUUUUAGUAUGGCUGCCCCUGUUCUUUGAGGAAGCAUCCAUACUGAGGUCCUGCCAACCUAGCAGUUCGAAAGCAUGCCAGUGCAAGUAGAUAAAUAGGUACCGCUGCAGUGGGAAGGUAAACAGCGUUUCCUUGUGCUCUUGUUUCUGUCACUGUGUCCUAUUGCGCUAGAAGCGGUUUAGUCAUGCUGGCCACAUGACCUGGAAAGCUGUCUGUGGACAAACACCGGCUCCCUCGGCCUGAAAGCAAGAUGAGCACCCCAACCCCAUAGUUGCCUUUGACUUGAUUUAACCAUCCAGGGGUCCUUUUCCUUUUUUUUUUUUUUUUUUUUUACAGGCCCCUGCUGUCUGUACUUCCUGGAAACAAUGGGUGAUAUAUCUGUUUUUAGAAGCUUCUCCAGAUGGAUAAAAUGUCUUAUCUGUUCAUUCCUGUAAUGUUUUCGAAAUCUGUCUUCAGUUGCUCUUGUAGAGUUAUCAAAACUAUUUUUAGCUUCUUCUUUGGUGUAAUUUUUGUAGAUCACGUGAUGCGAUUUUGUGAAAUGUGAGUUAGGCUGCAUAAUACAGUGGUACCUCGGGUUAAGUACUUAAUUCAUUCCGGAGGUCUGUUCUCAACCUGAAACUGUUCUUAACCUGAAGCACCACUUUAGCUAAUGGGGCCUCCUGCUGCCGCCACGCUGCCAGAGCCCGAUUUCUGUUCUUAUCCUGAAGCAAAGUUCUUAACCUGAAGCACUAUUUCUGGGUUAGCAGAGUGUGUAACCUUAAGCCUAUGUAACCUGAAGCGUAUGUAACCCGAGGUAUCACUGUAGUACAAGUUCCUGAAGAGAGGCAGACCUUUGUGCUUCAAAUUAUAAAAGCAAGAAUGGGCAACCUGUAGCAACUCCCAUCAUCCGUUGGCUCUGUUGACUGGGGUUGAUGGGAGUUGGAGUUCAACAAGGUCUGUGAUGGGUCGCAGGUUCCCCUUCUCUGGCAUGAAGCUGUGAAUGUGGGGGCUGGCAUCUUCAAAUCCUGUAGCAAUGCUGUCGUCCUACCCGAACUGACCUCAGAGCGCCAUAGAGAUUCCAGAGGAUUUUCUUUUGAGUAAACACACCUAGAAUUGUGUUGCGGUUUUUUUCACCAAUUAAGCAAGGCACACAAGGGAAGUGGUAGUCAGUUUGAAAUCUUCCCAUGAUCCUAUUUUGGCUUUUAAGAGCAAGAAGCAGGCAGACGAAUAGUUUGUCCCCUUGUGUGCAGGAACAAUAUGGUACAUGGGCUGCCAUGUUAGCAUCGUUCUAGUGUGUGUGUAAAUACAAAAAAUGUUAUUGUACUAGCCAUGGCCAUGAUAGAUCUGAAUCAAAAAUAAAUACAAGCAAAAGGGGUGUCGUGGCACAAAUAGUGGUCUCUAUUUAGAUCUCUGCGUCUCCCUUACGGCUCACUGUUAAAUGGUCCAGGAUAUUCUUUCUGAUAUUUUUUGCCGCCAAAGCAAAAAGGGCAACUUUAUGAGUCACUGAAGCCAUAGGACCUUCGCUGCUGGGGAGAGACAUUUUUCCUGUACGGAUGGUGACAAAUCAUCUGCCAGGUCCAAUGUAAAGCAGGCAAUAUAGUAAAUAGUGCAAUAUGUCUUCCACCGGCGAUUGCCCACAUAUUCAGAGUCUGUCUUCGUACGGUAUCCUGUUAUAUCAGCCAUCUAGGAUGGCGGAGGACAUAUCUUGAAAACACAGCUCAGUAAAAGCGAAUCUUAGUGAGGCUGGCCGGAGAUUCAACAGGUAUCCUAGUGUGGAUUUACUACUUUGAAGUAAGUCCUGUUCAGCUCAGUGAAGCAUCAUCAUAAGGCAAGUUUGCAGAGCAUCAAAUGAUCCCCUUUGAUAGCAGUAGGUUUGAAGCAGUGUUUCCCAAACUUGGGUCUCCAGCUGUUUUUGGACUACAGUUCCCAUCAUCCCUGUCCACUGGUCUUGCUAGCUAGGCAUGAUGGGAAUUGUAGUCCAAAAACAGCUGGAACGCCAAGUUUGAGAAACACUGGUUUGAAGUAAACAUGCAGAUGACCACGCUGUCAGUCACACAUAGCAGCACAAGAUAAGGUAAAGGUAAAGGGACUCUUGACCAUUAGGUCCAGUUGUGGCCGACUCUGGGGUUGCGGUGCUCAUCUCGCUUUAUUGGCCGAGGGAGCCAGCAUACAGCUUCUGGGUCAUGUGGCCAGCAUGACUAAGCCACUUCUGGCGAACCAGAGCAGCACACGGAAAUGCCGUUUACCUACCCGCCUGAACGGUACCUAUUUAUCUACUUGCACUUUGACGUGCUUUCGAACUGCUAGGUUGGCAGGAGCUGGGACUGAGCAACGGGAGCUCACCCCGUCGCGGGGAUUCAAACCGCUGACCUUCUGAUUGGCAAGUCCUAGGCUCUGUGGUUUAACCCACAGCGCCCCCCGUGUCCCAGCAGCACAAGAUAGGAUUGCUUAAAUAGAAUGGAAAUGUACACAUUGCUUAGUGGGUGGUGAAAAUGACUCAAAUCCAGCCCAGAGUUGGCAAAGUGAACCAAAGGGCUCCAGUGUCUCAAAUCCAGGCCCGUAUCUAGAGAGCGCAUUCUGAACAUGUUCAAAAGUGCUCUGAAAACAGGAAAACGUGUGAGACAAGCCGGCGACCACCAGGCACUUUCUGGCUCACAGCUGAUUUUCUGAGAAUGCUCCUUAGCCACCCUUCCUACAAAUGGAAUUAUAUUAAAACGUCCUGAUUUAUCCUCCAACAUCAACUUUUGAUUCUCUGCGACAAGACUGUUUAAUCAAUGGGACGGUGUUUAUGAAACCAGGCAGGAUAUGCCCAGUUUUCAGCACUUCAGAUCUUGGCAUUGAGUGACACGGCGCACAGUGUGAGAAGGAAACUCUUCUGUGGGUACGAGGGAUAACAAUUGAAUUCCUUGCUGCCCCUUUCCAUUUUUUUGUGUAUUCUGGGGAAGAAAUAUCCCUUUGAUCUGCCUCUCAUCUCCCAAGUGUUUCCCAGCCCUUCCUGGAAGAAAAUGUUAUUGGUAGCGUCCGUAGAACGUGUUGCACAAUCAGCUUGGCUUGUGUCCUUUGUGGCACCUCUAACUUCACCCUAUUUCCCCCCUACACCUCUUUAUAAUGUCCUGUUAUUCUGGAAAGUUGGACAUGGAAGGCUGAGAACCAAUUUCAGAUGAGAGAAAUGGCAUUUGGGUGUGUGUGUUUUCUUUUCAGUUUGGGCGCAAACAUUGGCAGUUCCAUGGAACAAGGAGCAUGAGGCCAUAGAGCAGAGGGCUUGGGAAAUGUAUUGGACUCCAACUCCCAUCAUUCCCAGCCAUGCAGACCGGUGGUAAAGCACGAUGGGAGUUGGAGUCCAGUCUGGAGGACCAAUGUAGAUUUGUUUGGGUACAAUAUGGAAUGAUUUCAUUGUUUUUACAAACAUAGAGGAACAUGGGUGGCCUCUGCUUGACUCAUUUAUCCACUUGCGGGUUUUAUGAACAGGGAAAGAAAAUUAAAGUUAAGUCUCAUCGUUCUAGGAUUUACUAUUCCUCUGUAAUCAAUCUCAUAUAUUUUCCAGGAUUAUUUGUACUUUAUAACUCGUAUGCACUCUGGUUUUCAUAUUUUUGUUUUGUUUUUGUUUUGUUUUAAUGUAUUUUUAUUAAAGAUUUUCUUGAUUUACAGAAGUAUGUGUAAUGUCUCUCUCUCGUAUUUUUUCCAUGUAACGUUUUUACAAAUCGGUUUCAUUUGUUGAGAUAUUAGCAAGAAAAGGGGGAAAGGGGGAAGAUGGGUAGGGGUGGGGUUGGGUGCCAAUGUUUCUAUUUCAUUUAAUAUAUGUAGGGUUUGGUGUCAGCGUUGCUUGUGCAGGUUCUCUGCUGUUCACUUGUGGUGGUGAGAGAGGUUGGGGUUGGCCUAGGGUGUGGUUGCUUGUAACAGCGUUUUCAUAUUUGAGAUGUGCGUUGCCAUCUUUGCAAGGUUCAGUAAAGUUUUUGAGGUCCUCGGUCUCCCCAUUUUCAUGGGUCAUGGAGUGUUUUGUGUGUGUGUGUGUGUUAUACCACAAAUUUGCAACGUUCUCUCCCUUUCGGUUUCCUUACCAUGGUGUCUCUGCUUUCUGCAGGUCAAAUCGUGCCUGCAAAUCGCAACACGCCAAGCCCCAUCGAUCCAGAGACCAUUCAGGUUCCAGUGGGGUAUGAACCUGACCCGGCUGAUCUCGCUCUCUCCAGCAUUCCUGGCCAGGAGAUGUUUGACCCCCGGAAGCGCAAGUUCUCCGAGGAGGAACUGAAGCCGCAGCCAAUGAUUAAGAAAGCCCGCAAAGUCUUCAUCCCAGAGGAUCUGAAGGUAAAUUGGGACCGGUGUCCAACUUGGUGGAAACUGCUCUGGAGGUCCAGAGAGUAAGGCAUGGUCCUAGAGCCAUUCUGCUGAUUUCUAGAUGGACUAAAAUGUUCUGGGAUUAGGACAUAGAAUAACAUCCUGGAGGGCCACUUGUACCACUUUCAGGGUUAGACAGGGUUUCUUGUUUAUGGCCCAGAGAGCAAUAAGGUUGUCAAAUUGAAGCGCACAGGAACCUUACAAAUCAAAACUUCCCCUUCCUGCAUUCUAUCUAAUAGGUCAAAUGCAAUUAAAAGUGAAACAUUAAAAUAUUAUUAAAAUAAAAAUACACCUUGGGUCUCUGAUUAUUCUAUUCCUUCCUUCCUUCCUUCCUUUUUUCUUUCUUUCUUCCCUUCUUAAAAAAAAAAUCUGAGCUGUGUUGCUUUCAUUUGACCUGUCUGAUCCACUUCAAUUUUUCUGUGUGGCAGGUUUUUAUCCCUAGACAAGUGCUUCCUUGGCUCCCUCAUUCUCUGGAAUGAAAGAAGCUGCUAUUUAAUCAUCCAAAAAUAAUGUCGGCACAUAAGAUUUUGAGAGCCAAGUGGAUUAAAAGUUAAUGAAUGGUGAAACUCACAGAGCGAGGGGUAGAAUGGUUCUCCGGUUGAAACAUCUUAAUGGUUGCCCAUAACAUGGCAUGAUCUGAAGGCGCAGGAUGUAGCAACUUUGCUGAAGCUAAGGGGGUUUAGGUGAGGUCAAUGUUUGGAUGGGCAACCAUGAAUAUGGGAAGGGACCUGGCGGCGGUAUAAAAAUAUCUAUAAUAAAAUCAAGCAGUUAUCCUUGAGUUCCCAUGUGAGAUAAAGGUUUGGGUUCAUUUGGGAAGGAGGACAGGACAUAAAUAUACAGUAAUUAUAAAUAUAAAUUUAUUUCUUGUAUUUAUUCAAAGAAAACUAUAUAAAUUGCUCAAUUGUAGUACAGUCGUACCUUGGAUCUCAAAUGCCUUGGCUCCCAAAUGAUCGAAACCUGGAAGUGUGUUCCGGUUUUCAAAUGUUCUUUUGGAAGCCAAAUGUCCAAUGGGGCUUCUGUGGCUUCCGAUUGGCUACAGGACCUUCCUGCAGCCAAUCGGAAGCCGUGCUUUGGUUUUCGAACGUUUUGGAAGUCAAACAGACUUCCGGAAUAGAUCCCGUUUGACUUCCAAGGUACGACUGUAAAACCUUUGAGUUGCAAGGAAUAUUGAAAUUAUCAAGAAACUCAUUUAAAAAUAAAUAAAAUGAACAGUAAAAGAUAUAACACUAAUACUAAAAAUAAAUAGUCAGGAUAAUUUAGUUCCCAGCUAAUUGGGAAAUUGCCUAAAAUUCUUAUGUUUGCGAUUUGUUGUUUGUAAAACAGGGAUGGAGGGGUAUGUCUAACAAAUCAUACAUAUUCUUAAUAUUGGUGUGUUGAGCUGCAGCUUAUGGGACGCGGGUGGCACUGUGCUCUAAAACCACAGAGUCUAGGGCUUGCCGAUUGGAAGAUCGGCGGUUCGAAUCCCCGCGAUGGGGUGAGCUCCCGUUGCUUGGUCCCUGCUCCUGCCAACCUAGCAGUUCCAAAGCACGUCAAAGUGCAAGUAGAUAAAUAGGUACCACUCCGGCAGGAAGGUAAGCGGUGUUUCCGUGCGCUGCUCUGGUUCGCCAGAAGCGGCUUACUCAUGCUGGCCACAUGACCCGGAAGUUGUUUGCUUCCCUCGGCCAGUAAAGCGAGAUGAGCGCCGCAACCCCAGAGUCGUCCACGACUGGACCUAAUGGUCAGGGGUCCCUUUACCCUUUAAGCUGCAACUUAAAGUUAAGUACCUUGGCUCCCGAACGCCCUGGAACUCAGACGUUUUGGCUCCCGAACACCCCAAACCCAGAAGUGAUUGUUCUGGUUUGCGAACGUUCUUUUGGAACCCAAACGUCCAAUGGGGCUUCCACGGCUUCUGAUUGACUGCAGGAGCUUCCUGCAGCCAAUCAGAUGCCACAGUUUGGUUUUGGAAGUCAAGCGGACUUCCGGAACGGAUUCUGUUCGACUUUCAAGGUACGACUGUACUGUAGUUUGCUCGGAAGCCCUUAACCAUAGUUUCUCAGUUCGGGCAUAAAUUAGAAACUGUAGCCAACUAUGGCUUCCUGACCUGCUUUCCCUGGUUGCACAAAGGGAGGAACGAAGUAGCUGUGUGCAGGGGAACAAGGCUAAUUCAUAUCUCAGCUUAUUAAGUCCAGAUGACAUCCUAGUGCAACCAGUGCGUGCAUAUUCACCGUGUUCAUUUACUGGCUUGCCUCAAGAAACAUAAACCUUUGAAUACAUUGGAACAGUUAGAGGACGGAACCUGGGGAAAACUAAGAGCAGGGAAGCGCUGUCAAGCCCCUUGCUUGCUCAGUGGAGUUUACGGCUGUCAUUCUAGUUUCUUCUAAGAUAACAGCGAGAGUUGCCCUCGCCUCUUCCCAGAAUGUUUGGUCACAGCUUUCUCCCGUUUCCCAUGGUGCAGAAGAGUAGUUCUGGAAAGGGGUAAGCAGAUUAGGCCGGCCAAUCGUCUCUCGGCUGCAUGUGAUUCUAGAUGCCAGCCCUGCUUCUUUCAGGACCGGAUUAAAGGAUUUGCCUUUGUAAUUUGUUAAAAUAAAGUUGUACGUGGCCUGGAUAAGCCCAGGAAUGAACUGAAGUUGAAGCUGGUUUUUGUGUUCUUUUGCAGAGAUGAUGACGGAGAUGUGAAAUUAUAAAGCCAAGAUGUAACCCACGGGGUGUAGGAAGAAUGGGAGGGGAAAGAGGGUUUUGGCAUAUCUCUGGAGCCAGGCUGCUGUGAUACACUGCAGUCUGGUACCCACUUACCUGGAAGCAAGCUCCACUGAACUCAGUGGAACUUACUUCUGAGUAGCCAGCUUUGUAUAGGGUUGCAUUGUAAGGAUGGUUUCAGAGCAUGCAAAUGUUACUUUUGGGUAGCUUAAAGUGCUUGCAUUUUAUUCCAGUCUUCCUCUCUGGGCAACAGGGAGUUGAGGGAUAUUUUUUAAAAAUAAUAAAAAGUUGUGUGUCCUUGUUUCUCCUUUUUACAGGGUUUUGUAUGCUUUGUGUGACUUGCUGUUAUUUUUACAGAUUACAGUUUAGUAAUUCUUUGUUGCAAUUGAUAAGUGCAAACUGUUUAAUUAUUAUUUGCUGUUAUUUAACAUUUAAUACAUUUGAACAGAUUAUUAGAGAUUUUUUUAUUUGAUAUAACUUGUCUAUUUAAAAGUUAGUGUGACUUUUUUUUUUGUAUUGGAUCAGAUUGAUAUUAAGCGUGUGACCGUUUCUGUUUUGUUGUUUCUUCAGCUUGCAAACUGCCUUCUGUGUAUAGUGAUAGAGAAAGGCGGUGUACAAAUUGAAAGUGAACUAAAACAUUCAGAAAAGAGUGUUUCAGAAAUGAAACAUUCAGAAAUGAAAUGAAACAUUCACAAAAAGUAUGCAUAAACAUGAGAGUUAGAGACUUAAAACAAGAACAACAGAAGCCCAUACUACUUGGGAUUUUCAGAUUUGGUCUGCAUACAGACCAUACAUUUAAAGAAAUCCUACCAGAAAUCCUGGGAACUGUAGUUUAACCCCCACAGCACCGUUAACAAUAGUGCUGAGGAUUAUUUAUGUGACAACAACAACAACAGCAACAACAACAACUUAUUAUUUAUACCCCGCUCUGGACAGCUCCCAACAGAAUAUUAAAAAUUUGAUAAAACAUCAAAUGUCCAAAACUUCCCUAAACAGGGCUGCCUUCAAAUGUCUUCUAAAAGUCAGAUAGUUGUUUAUUUCCUUGACAUCUGAUGGGAGGGUGCCACCACAGAGAAGGCCCUCUGCCUGGUUCCCUGUAACCUCACUUCUCGCAGUGAGGGAACCGCCAAAAGGCCCUCGGAGCUGGACCUCAGCGGGCUGAACAAUGGGGGUGGAGACGCUCCUUCAGGUAUACUGGGCUGAGGCUGUUUAGGGUUUUAAAGGUCAGCACCAAUACUUUGAAUUGUGCUCGGAAACGUACUGGGAGCCAGUGUAGGUCUUUGGGGACUGGUGUUACAUGGUACCGGCAGCCGCUGCCAGUCCCUAGUAUGACAUGUAUGCAGCCAAGGCCGAGCAGAAUAUAUGUAGCCCUGCCAGUAGAAGUGCGCUGUGCCGACCCUGCCCUGGUGCCUUGUAGCAGAAGCUCCGUUAAUCUGCUGAAGUCUAACGCUGCCUUUCUCCCUCUCUGUGAUUAAUGAGCAGGAUGACAAAUACUGGGCAAGACGCAGAAAGAACAACAUGGCUGCCAAGCGGUCCAGAGACGCUCGAAGGCUGAAGGAGAACCAGAUUGCCAUUCGCGCCUCGUUCCUGGAGAAGGAGAACUCCGCUCUGCGCCAGGAAGUGGCCGAUCUACGGAAAGAGCUGGGCAAAUGCAAGAAUGUCCUCGCCAAGUAUGAAGCCCGGCAUGGUCCUCUGUAAAUGGCAUUCCCACCCACCCCUUUCUGUCCUCCCUUUCUGCCCCUCCUUCUUCUUUCUUUUCUUUUCUUUCUUUUUUCUUUUCGGUGGGUUGGCAUUUGAAUCGAUGGACAGUGUGUUUAUUGCUUGAUAGCACCACACCCAAACGCCCCCAACCUUUCACCAUCAGCACUUUACCAGGAAAACAGAAACAAAACAAAAAAACAGCGUACAACUUUUUUUUUCUAUGUGCGUACACGCAUGCGCGGGUCUGUGUAUGUGUGGGCGUGUGUGCAUGUUCACCUCAGCACUCCCCAUUUUUAUGGAAAUGGAAGGGUGACUCGUUUUCACUGGGACUGCUGAAACCUGCCAUAGUUAAGCUUUUCAUUAAAUAAUUAAAUAUUUUCCAGUGCUGCUUUGAACUAGGUUUUAUUAUUAUUAUUAUUAUUAUUACUAUUAUUAUUUUACCCUUUUGCCAUUCCCUUGAUUUAAUUUCGAAAACGAGAACGGAAAGAAUGAAUCACGCUAUAAAUGGAGGAGGAAGAAAACAAAGCCUACCCUCCCUGAAUCUAUUGUUUAAAUAUGCCUAAUCAGACAUUUUUAACUUGCUACUGCAAAUGCACAAAUGAUAUUUUAAUGCUACACUGCAGAAAUAUUUAAUUUAUAGAUUUUUCUCCUUCUUUUGUUUUGUUGUGUUCUUAAGCUUUGGUGAUUAAAAAAAAGAAGAUAUCUUCAGGCUCGCACUGCUGCUGAUAGUUUUCUCGGUAGAUCUCGUAAGAAACAGCUGAUAGUUUCCUUUCAUGGCUCUAAAACCCAAAAACUGCAAAUAAAUCACAGGGAGUGUUAUUUUUUGUUUUGUUUUGCACAGCCUGAACCUAAGCAAUAAUCCUCUUGUGCACUCUGGUAUGUUACUUGCAAUGUUCCAGGUGGACAUAGGAUCACCUGCCCUACCUGAUAAGAUAAUUUUCCACUGGGUUUUCCUUUGUAAUUUGUAAAAACUUAUUGAUAGGCUGCUACAAGAACCUCUCAAACAUGGUUUGGUUUUUAAUUGCUGGAAGCUGUCCCCACUGAGCGAUUCAAAUGCUCAAACAGAAAAGUGGGGGAUAAGUUUUCUAAAGCAGUCAAGCGAUGGUGCAGGCAGAAGGUGCACUUAGAGGGCCAGUCUAGGCAUUUUGCCACCUUAUGACAAAUCAAAGUCUUGCUCCCCCUGCUGGUGCCAUACGCUGAGCACAACGUUAACAUUACCAAGUGCUGACUUAGGAUACUGUUCUGUUAAAAAUUGCCCGUUAACUUCUUCUACACUUCCAUACAGCUAUGUCUGCCCUUUAGUGAGGGGUGUGUCUGUGCAGAAAUCAAAAGGCUGUUGACUGCAGGAACGGGGAGAGGCCUUUGGCUCGCUGGAUGUUGCCGGACUACAACUCCCAUCAUCCUUGGCCAUUGGCCACACUUGCUGUGGCUCAUGGGAGUUGGAGUCCGGGAGCAACUGGAGGGCUACAACUUUCCCGUUGCUGCUGCGUGGGAUAUUCAACCCAGCCAUCGAGCUGCUCUGCUGCCCCUAUGGACCUCCUCCGAAAUUGCAGGCUGCUACAGUUUGUCAAGGUGGUGACAGCCAAAACAGGCAGUUCUCAGAUUGUGGCACCACAAGAGGUUGUGUAGUUUUACCUCCCCAGUUGGGCCAGCCUGGUGCAAAUAUACUGCUGUGCUUGCAGAUGUCCACCGCCUUCCCCCCAAACUGAAAGUAUAACUGGUCCAGACUCCUAUGGCAACAUCGAUUCCCUAUUAAUGGGGAGAGGAUGAGGUUGUGUUUGGACUCAGCCCCACACCUGCCCCAUUCCUCAAACAGCCCACUGGUGUUAAUAGGGCAUAAGGGGGCAGUGAUUGCCCUUGCUGGAUUGGGGUGCAAAAGACACAUGGCAAUUCGUUGGCAAGAGAACAAAAACGAAAACUUUCAAAUAUUCACCGCUUUUGGAGUUUGGAGGGUUUAUUGUUAUUAUUGCUGUUACGGUUGUUAUUUCCUUUGCCAUUUGCAUUUAUUCAAGUCCUGUUUAUGUGAUUAAAGACUUUAAAUUCAGCUGUAUAUUCAACUUUUCUGUAAAAUACUUUCUGUGGACUUCUCCCUUGCUGUUUCUCUAGAUUCUUUUGACUCGGCGAGAAGUCACUUUUUGCAAAACCUACUUUUCCUUGAGAUGUUUUGUUUCCGAUUGUAUCAUAAAACCGAUGGCUCUCAAACUUUCUCCUGUUGUUUUCCGCUUUUUGUUCUCAUUUUGCUUUCGACACUUGUGUUAUAUUAUAGUGGACUUUCUGCAGGAGAUUUUUUUAAAAAGUGAAUGUAGGAGAUGCAGGUCUGUAUGGAAAGGUGAUGGUGUUGUCAUACUGUGGCGAAUCCAAUCCAUACAAAUGUUUUCUGAAGACCAAAAGAACACGAUUAUUACGAUAUGUAUAAAGUUUCUACAGAAUCAUUAGAGUGUGCUUUUUUUGUACAGUAUUUUUCAAGGACGAAUGCUGAUUGUGUAUUUUGAGAGAGAGAGAGAGCAUAUAUCACAGCGAGGAGAAAUAAAAAGAAAUUAUUCCAUGUUUAAAGGCAGAGCAAAGAUAUAUAUCUCUUUAUAUAUUCGUUAGCAUUGUACAGAGAGGAGACGCUUCUAGAUUGUUGUUCCCCCUUCCCCCUUGAGAUCUUUCUUAUUUUUUGCUUACCACUGAGACUUUGGAAGGGUUUUGUGCUUUACGUUGGGGCACGAUCCAUCGCCAUGUGGGUGCAGCUGCUUGCAUGCGAAGAGAUCGCAUUGGGUUGAAUCGGGCACUGCUGUUCCUUGCGCUCCUCAGCACGUGCCACCUUGGCGCAUGCUCAGAGGAUGAACACUGCGCACGUGGGCGACCAUGGGCCGGAUUGAGACAGGGAGUCGUGCAAUAUAUCCAUUUCUUGGUUCAGGGCGCUGCAGUGUAUGAAAGCCGCUAAAGGGAACAUACCUCACUGGGUCUUUGCAGAAUUCCUCCGUGCAUAGCUGGCCUUGCCCACAUUCGGAUGGAUUGUGCCCUAAACAUUUUAUGAAAGUUAAAAAAACAAACAAACCACGGUUCUCCAGGGUCCUUUGUAUUUCUAAUAAAUAAAUAACUGUUUUCCCAUUCAUGUAAUGAGGAUGGUUUUUUUCCAACAACAAUGCAGUGAGUCCCAUUUGCCAAGGGAAAAAGGCACAAAAUACUCUGUGAUGCUCAUCACAGGGCUUAAGUUAAACAGCAUCUUGACCGAAACAGUACUAAAGCUUGCACAUUCCCUGCCUUCUUUCACAUUUCACAUUUGCUGCUGUGGCAAGGUGUCGCCUCCACCCUGAGGAGCAUCCUUUUUGUGUGACUUCCUCUUCUUUUGUUCAUGUAUACACUUCACAAACCCAAUGGUUCUUUAGAGUGAGGCAGGCUUCCCAAAUAAUAAUACCAUAUUUUUCCAUGUAUAAGACUAUAUUUUUUCCUAAAUUUUUGAAGUUUAAAACAAGGGAUCGUCUUAUACACAGAUCGUGCAUAGUGCAUUUUCUUAAUUUGGGGUUUUAAAAAAAUAGGGGUCGUCUUAUACUUGGGGGCGUCUUAUACACGGAAAAAUACGGUAAUUUUUUAAAUUUGUAAACACACACACACACACACACACCAUCUAACUGGGUUGCCCCAGCCACUCUGGGUGGCUCCCAACAGAGGACAAAAACAGAAUAAAACUUCAAACAUUAAAAACUUCCCUAAACAGGGCUGGCUUCAGAUGUCUCCUAAAAGUCAGAUAGUUGUUUGUUUCCUUUACAUCUGAUGGGAGGGCGUUCCACAGGGCGGGCGCCACUACCGAGAAGGCCCUCUGCCUGGUUCCCUGUAACCUCACUUCUUGCAGGGAGGGAAUCGCCAGAAGGCCCUCAGAGCUGGACCUCAGUGUCCAGGCUGGAUGAUGGGGGUGGAGACGCUCCUUCAGGUAUACUGGACCGAGGCCGUUUAGGGCUUUAAAGGUCAGCACCAACACUUUGAACUGUGCUCGGAAAUGUACUGGGAGCCAAUGUAGGUCUUUCAGGACCGGUGUUAUAUGGUCAGGGCGGCCACUCCCAGUCUCCUGCCGCUUUCUGGAUUAGUUGUAAGGAAGGUCAAGCUGUGGAGUCUCCUGGAUGACUUCCUGAUGAACAUCUCUAUUGAAGAAGAAGACUGUAAGCUUCAUGCACCAUCCUUGGGGAACAAUUCACAUAUUACACAGAGGCAAACCAUGCUUUGCCGCCCAGUGUUUUUUUCCACAACAAGGAGGUUUAGCCAUUCAUAGCUUCUUGAGGAGCAACACCACAUUUGUCACCUGUAUGCCUGACAUUUUCAGAUGUCGGUGCUAUUUUUCUAGAAAAAGAGGUGCUGCAACUCACCAUGAACGCCUCCCUUAUUCUAUUACUACUACUACUACUACUACUACAGUGGUACCUUGGGUUAAGUACUUAAUUCAUUCCGGAGGUCCGUUCUUAACCUGAAACUGUUCUUAACCUGAGGCACCACUUUAGCUAAUGGGGCCUUCUGCUGCCGCCGUGCUGCUGGAGCAUGAUUUCUGUUCUCAUCCUGAAGCAAAGUUCUUAACCCGAGGUACUAUUUCUGGGUUAGCGGAGUCUGUAACCUGAAGCGUAUGUAACCCGAGGUACCACUGUACUACUACAAUUUAUAUACUGCCCUUUAUUAAAAGAUCUCAGGGUGGUGUACAACAUUAAAAACACAUUACAGAACAUCAGUGAUAAAUCAUAAUAAAAACAUCCUUUUGGGCUCUGUCAGCCAGUGAGGCAAUGGCUCCCACCUGAGAGGUACUGCAACUGAGUUCUAGUGAGUUCCAGCUAGAAGAAAACUGUCAGAAGUUAAGCUGAAAAUUGCAAUGUAUGCGACAGGUCUCGGGUGCUUUUAAUUCCUGUUGAAAUUAUAAGGUACACUGGGUGGUAUUGAACUUUUACUCAUAGUCAUGCUCAUUCAUUUCAGUGGGUCUACUCUGUGUAAAACCUAGCUGACCUGAAUUGCACCCUUUUGUGUGGAUUCUUGGGGCCAGGGUCAUCCCUAUGCCUCUUAUUGCCUGUGGGUUAUGACUUUCCGACUCGUGAAACACUGAUUCUGCCAUUUCCUUGCCCACCUCAUUCUGCCUCUGGUUGAGGACUAGGUCAGGCCCAGCCAGGUGAAUUAUCUGUAUUAUGGUUUGCCAUUGUUACACUCAAACAGGCCAGAAAAGUUAUUUCCUUGUCACGAUGAGGCUUGCUCUAACAAAGCAAAAACAAAAACGGGUGCACAUUAUUCGUACAUCAGGAAGUUAUGGUGCUAUGGGUUUCUCGAGAAUUGCUUUCUUCUCAAAGCAAACACUUGUUUAUUCCAAUAAAACGCACCUUAUUCUGAAGGUGAUUUAGUCAAAAAUACACCUUAUUGUGGCAUAGGCAAUUUUGAUUUCCCAUUAUUAUGCAGAUUUCCUGGAGAGGGUUUUGCCCCUCCGAAAAAUGUACCACUUGUUUGACCAUGUCUGUAUUUCUAUGGACCAUUAUUCCAGUGGAGGGAAUAUGUUGUAGCUAUUUAGAAUGUAAGCUAUUAUUUACUGGCCAGUAAAAAAGAAAAAGGAAAAAGUUAUUUAAUAAUAAAUAAAAAGAUCCCACGUCUGUAAAAACGAAAGUCAUAGAUGCAACCCAAACAAAGAUAAAAGUUCCAUGGAGUCCCAUUGAGUCCAGCGUGGGAGGAGAGCACAUAUUCAAACUCCUUCCUAUUGAAAUCAAUGAGACUUAAUAGUGCUUAACUCUGGCUGAUUCAUGCUCAGGUUUUUGUUUUUUAAAAAAUGCCCUUUAAAAAGACAAUGCCAGGCUGUGGGCACAUUUCAGGGAGCAAAAAAUGAAGGGGAAAAAAGGCCUUUUAAAAAUUAUAAUUCUCACAUUUCUAUGGCAGAAUGCACACGACUGUUUCAUGUGGUGAUUGCGACAUGAUGUUUGAAUAUGACUGCAGGCGCUGAUCUGAUGUCUGCCAUGGGUGUUUUGAUUCUCCAAUGUGCAAUUAGGUCGGGAGGAAAGGACUCGAGGUUACAGUGUCCAUAAGCAAUAAUGUAGGGAACCUGGUGGAUGUUGUCAGAGUCCAGCUCCCAUCAUCCCCAUCUAGAAUGGCCAGUAGAGACAUUGGGAGUUAUAUAUGGGAGUUGGGAGGGUCACACAUCCCCUGUCCCUGGCGUAGAACCUACGUACCCUGGAAAAGUGUUAGUGAUUUUUUUAAAAAAAUAUGAUACCACAAUUCUUCACAAGUCUAAUCAGACAUAAAUCCCACUGGGUAAGUAGGUAUAGGACUGCAACCUUAGAAGAAAAAAAUAACUUUGGCUUGCGGUAAACCAGGGUUUCCCAAACUUGGGUCUCCUGUUUUUGGACUACAACUCCCAUCAUUCCUAGCUAGCAGGACCAGUGGUCAGGGAUGAUGGGCAUUGUAGUUGGAGACCCAAGUGAUAAGCCAAUAACAUGACUGCUUUACCAAACUCAGCCUAAAUUUUUGGGUUGGGUGAAUCAGUCCUUUUCGCAUCUUUAGUUGCUAGACUUCAGCGGAACCUUUUGAGGCAUUAAAGAAAUACAUAUGGCAUAUAUAUAUAUAUAUAUAUAUAUAUAUAUAUAUAUAAUCUGCAAGACAUAAAGUUCUGCUGCAGACUUCGUGGUCUUGUAUGCACUGCUCUUUUAAAAGCUUAUUUUCAGAAGCAAUGACUUUAUCUUAUGGUUCCAGGUAAACUUUGAAUUUUCCAGGCAGAGUGGUUAGGGGUAUGUUCGAUUAAGUUUGGUUAUACUGCACAAAUUAUACAAAGGUUUCUACAAACAGUUAGCGGUAGUAACUUAUAACAACUGCCUAUAUUUUGUGGCAUUGAGCAUGCGGUGAAGCCAUCGCUUCACCUCUUAACCCUGUACCUGUUGCUUGGUCUGCAAACCCUCAAGGCGAAUUUCCUGCUGCUUCCGAGAGGAUUCCCACUUUGGCCGGCCAGCCGGCCAGCCUCACAGCUGGCCCGCCAAAGCACACUGGUGGCCAACUUAUUUGGAAGGACAAAGUGAGUGAAAACGACAAGCCAGGCGCCAGGAAAAUAACAGGCACAAUCUCAAGGGACGGGUGGCUGCUAUUGGACUGCAUCGUGGCACAGAACCCGCCAGCAAAAGCUCCCUGACCCGAUCCCAUGGCAGAACUGGGUUUUGUUCUGAUUGGUGACUCUGUAACUCUGGUCAGCAAUUUGACAAGCUAGAGGGCCAAUCUAAGACAGAUGGCCGUGUGGGGAUACGAAGAGAUAUCCCUUCUAAAAUCUCCAGACUGGCACAUCUGCUGGGAGGGAGUUACAGGAAACCAGUAACUGGAAGCCUGGCUAUGGCUAAAAGGCUCUCUAUACCUGACGGUUGUCAAUAACCCAAGUCUGGCCUGGUACCAUGAACUGUCUGCCCCUGCUGUAUAGGAUUUGAGAUCACACAUCAUUCCAUGAGAGUCAGGUGUAUGUAAAGGAGCAAAACCUAGCCUUAUCUUUUGAGCUGAUGUUUCUUCUCCUGCGAUACCUGCCUUUGUUUUUACUCGGGAGUGUGUGUAUGUGUGUGUGUGUGUGAGAGAGAGAGAUUGUGAGGUUGGAUUAGCGCAUGCAUGUACUUUGAAAAACGGAAUAGUGAUUUUGCAUAUUAUUCUUUUAACUUGGAAAAGGAUAUAAAACAAAAUACUAGAUCCGGACUAUGUUAAAUGUCCCGUUGAAAUCAGUGUGAGAAGUUGAGUCAUGAGAGGCCUUGUGUCCCACCGAUUUCUUUGUGUCCAAAAUACAGUGAACUUAGUCCGGUACCAAUCUUUUGUUCACUUGCUCUCUCCCAUGAUCGACCACUGUAUUUCUGGCCACACCACAAGACCACCUCUGUUAACAGGAUUUUAACAAAUAAGAUCAAAUUUAAUGUAUGUCAUGAAAUGGAUUGCGUUCUGUAUGCUUUUCAGCCCAAAUCUUCCUGUCU
Molecule: messenger RNA, 73283 nt
Organism: Podarcis lilfordi (Lilford's wall lizard)
Lineage: Eukaryota; Metazoa; Chordata; Lepidosauria; Squamata; Lacertidae
Source: the annotation of a GenBank genome assembly